This is a messenger RNA of Cinara cedri, 48999 nucleotides long. Lineage: Eukaryota; Metazoa; Arthropoda; Insecta; Hemiptera; Aphididae. The record is from the annotation of a GenBank genome assembly.
GUCAACUCGGGGACCCCAUAUCGAUCGGUGUUGUUCCCAACGACUGCCACGGUAUACGCCGCCGUCGCCGCCGCCGCCAGCAGUUUGCGUAUUCCGAUCGUCACGGUGAUGGUGUCCCGCACUCGCUAAACGACGACGUUCCCCAGUCAACGUAAUAUCAUCGUUCGAUAGCAGGGGAAAAAAAAAAAAAGAGAAGAUGAUUUCGGCCAAAGUCCUCGUUGUGCUGUACCUAUACGCGUGCACCGUCCACGAAUGCGUCCAACAGGACAACGGGCCGGUCAAAACGGCUCUGUAAGUACCCACCUAUAAUACUAGCACUAUACAUCGCCGCUAUUUCAAUAAUAUUAUUAUUAUAAAACUACCUUUAUUAUAUAAUAUUACCUAUGCACGGUCGUAAUAAAACGUAAUGAAACGAAUAACGAUAAAUCCUGCCCGCCCCACGAUUAUUGAGCAUGUUGUUAUAAAACCAGCUGUAAUUAUUAUAAUAAUAUUAUGCGUAUCCGUAAUAACUGUAUCCCAUUGUGUUUUUGCGUCGUUUUCCACAGACUGCAAACGUGGGCCGACAAAUUAUAUUUCGAAUUGUGGAAUUGCGGCGAAUACAUAACCAAUCGGAAAUCACUGCUAGCCGUAAGUGUUCACCAAUUUAUACUUUUUUAAUGCGAAUUUAAUACAGGUGUAUAUCUACCAGUAUGCAGUAGUGGCGCCUGAGCUCGGUGACGAGGGGACAGUGGUCGGCCCCUUAUUCAAAGCUUUGAGGGUCAAACAUAUUAUUUUGCCUUCUCCCAAAAUAUAUAGAUACAGUUUUAUGAGUAAUAAAAACAAAUGUUUAAAUAUUUUAUUAAUUAUUAAUUCUAUUAACAUUCAUUAAUUUCAUUAAUUAUUUUCUCACGAAUAGAAAUAUAAAUCAUUCGAAUUUCAAAUAAAUAUUAUUAUAUUAUUUUAUAACAUAACUGAUAUUAAAGUUUCAAAAAUCAGCCGAAAUUGAUUAUUAUUCUGUAUACAUUAUCACUAUUCACCACACAAAUUAUGUAAUUUGAUAUUUAUUAAUCUAUAGAAACACUGUAUAUCUACAGAAAUUUAAUAACAUUUGGUUUUUAAUUUUAAGUUAUGUUUGUAUCCAAUGAUGUGUUUAAGUCGGGACUCAAAAUUAAUGGCAUUGCAAUUCUAUUUCACAUUUUCACAAAUUCAAAAAGUUUAUCAUUAUAGCUGUCCAUAAAUCAUAUAAAUAUACUAGUAUACUGCAUACAUUACAUACAUUACAUACAUUACAUACAUUACAUACAUACAUUUAUUAUAUAAGCAUUGAGCAUUUAAAAAAAAAUUAUGUGUUAUAGUUGUAAUACAUUUUAUAUUUUGAGUUCUAGUUGGAAAAAACAGAUAAGGGAGGUGAGUCCUUCCUCUACAUGCAUAUCGCGAGAAAAAAACAGGUCUCAGAAAAUAAUAUAAAUGGAAAUGCAAUUAUAAAAAAUAUACAUUUUUUUUAAAUGUGUGUAUUCUUGAUUAUGUUCGAAAUGAAAAAAAAGGCUGAUGAAAUUACUGUGGAAGUUAUUGGGGGAAACUACAACAAUUUUAGCCGUUCACCAUUAAUAUAAAAAAAACUUACCUGUCUACCUGCUUUAAAUGUUUUUAUCCAAAAAUCUUAAAAUUAACAUUUUUAAAAUUAGUUCAGAGAAAAUCUAUCUAAAAAUUAAUCUUUAAUAUUAUUUUUAUCAUACAUAAUAACGAUUGAAUUCCAACAUUCGGUCGCGAAUAAAGAUGGUAUAUGGCCCAGUUUUACGUCGCAAAGUUUAGGUUUACAUUCAAGAUAUAUUUUCCAUACAUCCGACACUUUUUUUCAAUUAUUAUGAAAACUGCUUAUUGAAAAUCAAAAAAUUGCCUCCCUCCAAUACAUCAACUAGAUCCAAAAUAUAACAAAAAUGGCUUUUUGUAUUAUUUUGAUUGAAGCAAGAUUUCUAGUGAAAAAAGUGUUCUCAGACACAAAAAAAAAAGCAGCAUAAUAAAACCAAUAGAUCUUUUGCUACAAUUAGAAUUUAAAAUGUCAUAAUACAAAUGUAUCAUCGAAAAAUCGAAAACUACACAUAACAAUAAAAAGAGUGGAUUCUGCUGAUGGAUGUCACACUAUUUUAAAUGGAAAAUUAGAAAGCUAAGAUACAUAAAGUUAUUUAAUUUAUGAGUGUAGUGGUGGAUAGGUCCAUCGAGACUCCUUUUUUGACUAAAUGAACCCUAUAGGGAUGGUAUUAUAAUCGUGAUAUGGAUGGCAAAGAUUACAAUUUUUACUGGGCCAUAGGUCUUACGAUUGCUAACGAGAGACGAUUCUGAGUGAAUUUCGGUUAAACAUGUUUUGAAAUGCUGUAAUCAUUAAGAUUUUCGUCAAAAACAGAACAUAAAAACCAUAUAAAAAAACUACUAUAUUACCCUUAAUUUGUUUUAUUUUUGGACAACUAAUUAUAACUUAUGUUAAACCUCAUGUAAUAUUUUUUUCAACAUUACUGAUUGACUAAAACAAUUGUAUUGACAUGAAACCAAAAAAAAAAAGGUGGAUGACAUGGCGGGUGGGCCACUUUAUUGUAGAUGCAAAGUUGGGAAGGUAAGAUAUAGAGGGGAAUUUAAUGUAUAUAUCUACGUUAUAUUUACGAUUUGAAAAUAAUAAAUUUCGUAAAUUUUCCCGUUUUUCUGAAUCAUUAUUAAAAUAGUUAGGAAAACUAAAAAAUUACAUGCUUAAAAUACUAAAAAGAUAAAAAUUCCUUUCAGAAAAGGUGCUACACUUGAUACAUCGGAGCAAGAUAUCUGUUAGAAAAGUUGUUCAUAGUAUAAAAAAAAAAGUAAUACAAAAAUAAAUAAAAAAAUAUCCUAUAAAUACUUAUAAAUAGCUCAAAAAUCGUCGGAAUGUUUUGAAUAUUUUAGGACUUAAAAAUUAUUUUCAACCGAAUUAUAACAAAAAAAAAAAAAAUCGAAAAUUAUGAAAUUUUUAUUCUUGUAAAUUUGUUCGUUUUCCCUAUAUUUUUUGAUUAUUUACCUACAAUUAUUAUAAAAAAAACUAUUUGAAAAAUCAAAAAACUACUCCUAAAUGAAGCAACUAAAUCCAAAAUGUUACACAACACCGUCUUGUAAUUUUAAUUGGGGCAAGAUUUCCACUAGAAAAGAUGUUAAUUGAUUAAAAAUAAAUCUCACAUCCAUGUAAACCAACAAAUUCAUAUAACUACCUACUUAAAGGGGUAAUUAAGGCGGCGCAGAUGUUUUACUAUUCAACGCAUAAAUUAAUAUGUGUUUUAGAUUCUGAGGUUUAAAUUCACACCAUUUCUGUGGAAAUAGAUUCACUUGAUUUUCAGCCAUUCAAUACUAUUCUCUAGUUAUUGAAGUAAACGUUUGUUUUGUUGAACAUCUGAUUUCAAUUAAGUCUUUAUCAAAAAAACUAAUUUGAUUGAUAUAUAUAUAUUUCCUUAAGUUCGAAUUUUUGCAUUCUCUUCUUUUUUAUUGUUUGAAUUUUUUUUUUCUACAAACUACAUCGUAUGUUACUUAUUAUUGAAAAUAAUGUAGUUAGUAUUUUAUUAUAUAUUGUUUUUUUCUAUAAAUUAUUAAAUAUUAAUACUAUAGCCGCAUCCACUACGUCGUGCCGUUACAUUUUUACUUCCCCUGCUAUUAUAUGCCAGAUGUAUUGUAGUCAUUUUAUAAUACUUUGAGAGCAACUGGUACAUUUUCCUUUAGGUAAUUUGGACUAAAUUGGUAUAAAAGAGUUUCUUUUGAUAGCAACUGGUACACAGCUGUAUCAGUUCCUAAUUUUAAUUUAUUUUUAAUGUACAUGCGGAAACAUACAUUUUGAAAAAAAAAAUCAUACAAAUUGAUUGUACGCUAAACCAGAAUGGUUUCAAUCUAUUGUAAAAUGUACAAUCUAAACAAUAAAACAUUACAAUAUUUAAUUAUACAAACAGUAUGCAUUUUACUCAAAAUUCAAUCUGAGACUUGUAUACAAUUUAGAAGUAAUGGAUUAAAAAUGAAGAAGAUGUGUGAAAAAAAAUGCUAUUUCCUGGGUAAUACUAAUAUGAAGUAAUAAUUAUUAUGCGACCAAAACUCGUGCGCACUUCUCAUAAGCCAUGGCCGCAACUCGUACAUGAUUCAGGGAUCGAACUACGAUUCAUUGACGCCAAUUUAAAAUACGUUUCGUCUAAUAUAAUUUGUUUCAGCUUAAUUACAGUUCGGUGGUUUUAUUGUCUGUUGUUUUACGCGUCCCUCCGCAAAAUAUAUAAUAUGUUUUUAACAUAAAUAUGUGCUUUUAAUAAAUUAAAAAGAUAAUAUCAUUAAGUGAAUUAGUAUAUAUAGUUUAAAUAUAUAAUUAUUAAUUACUAUAUUAGUACAAAUAGUAAAUAGUGAACUAUUUAACUAUUUGUGUCACGCUUGGCAUGGGCUAAUAACAUUUUAAUGUUUUUUUCAAUUGAACGUAAUAACUUACAAAAAUUCAAAUAAUUACUAUUAAAUGUAUAAACAGUGUUUUUUAAGUUUCAAAAAUUAAGCUUUAUAUGCAUGACGUCCUACAGUGCUACAGUGUUAUUCUUAUGCUAAUAACUCUAUCAAUAUUCAUUUUAUUUUUCAAUUGGGUUUUGUGCAAGGAGGACACAUAUGUAGAGAAAAAUUAGGGGUGAAAAUAAAAAUAAAAUGUUUUCUACAUAUGUGUCCCCCUCGCAUAAAACUUGAUUGAAAAAAAAAUGUAUAUUGACAGAAUUAUUAGCAUAAGAAUAACACUAUAGGACACCCUGUAUUUUAAAUUCACUUUUAGCAAAUAUAGAAAAAUAUUAAUCUAACUGUUUGUCUAAAUAUCUCUCAUAAUGUAUCUACUUACUUAUUAAAUUAUUGUUUACCUACUUAUUCAAAAGGUUUCAAAUUGUGUUACAUAAUAAUAGGUUUAAAACGGUUGGUAAUCAACAAAGUUAAGUAAAAUAUUUUUUUGUAAAGUUUAAUGAACUUUUAUACUCAUAACAAUAUUUUAUUCGGUACACGAUUUUGAAAUCUGUUAAAAGAUUAUUGAACAAAAGUUGUUUAAAGUCAUUGAAUAUUUAUUAUACAAUUUUACCGAAAAAUCUAUACCACCCCCUGAAAAUGUAUGACGAAUGAUAUGAUAUAUUAUGUGAAAUGAGUUAUGGGCCGAUUAUGAGUCAUCUUGUUGACAAUAAAAUAAAAAAUAUAUUCUGUUAUAUAAAUAACCGUAUUUUAACGAGCUACAAAAUAAGUCAUCAUUAAGCGUAUUUUCUUAAUUUUUUCCCCAGAUGUAAAAAUUCCUAGAUCUGACCCUGCCUUUGUCGUAUCUUCUUGGAAAUUUACGAUACCCUUGCGGGGAUGAUAAUAUGAAAUAAAUACUGAUUCCAAUCACAUGUAGUUUAGUUCGGUAAAUGAAGAUUCUGCCACAAUUUAUUAUUGAGUUUAUUGUUAAUUGCUUAAUGGUUUAUUGUUUUGGCCUUUAUAGAUGAAUUAUAUUUUUAUAACUUUAUAACUUUAAAACUGCGAAUCAAUUUCAAUGAAUUUUUUCCGGGCACGGAUUUCGGUUAAAACCUAGUUUUAUGUAUAUAUAGGCACCAGGUUUUGUGUUAAAACUGGGUUUUAUGCAUUAAAAUUAAAGGGCACCGGACUCGAGUUAAUAUCGGAGUUUAUCUAUUGAUGGGUACCGGGUUUCGGGUUAAAACUGAGUUUUAAUACUUAUCAAAAAUGUAUUACUGUUUUUUGUUUUACUUGUAGGAUGGAGUCUUCAUUUAUAGUCAAAUACGAGACACUUAAAUUUAAUUUUGAUGCAUUGAUUCAUUGAUUUAAAAUAACAUAUUAUAAUAAUACUAUUUUUGACUUUAGUGCUGUAAAAUUAAUGAAUUAAACCACAUUAUUAUUUUAUUUUUAUAAAUAUAUGCGUUGUAAAUAAUCUUUUCUUUUAAAAUAUAUUAUAUGAUAACCCAAAUUUUAGUUGUUUUAUAAGGGUAGACCUAGUUUAAUCAUGACCGGGUUUCGGUUUAUGAGUAAAAACCGUGUUCGCGAAAUAUUCAGACCCUGGCUUUGGUUUUAACCCGGUUUUAAAGCCUUUACCGGAUUAUGGGUUUCGGGUUCAGCCGGGUUUUGAUUUUUUUUCGUGGUUUUGGGGUUUUAAACCAACUGGUUACAUUCCCUGCUUUAAAACCUGAUAUUUUUUAGUUUCCUUCGUAAACAAGUUAUACUUUAGACCCGGACAUUGCGCCACGUUUUGUCGCCAGUCAUUUAACGGUAGUUUUGAACGUUGGAAGGGUCAACAUUUUUUCAUCAAAUGAUUGUACUUAUUUAUGUUAUGAAUGAUGUUGCAAUCUUAAUAAAGCGGUUGAUCUUAGUUUUAGAUUUUAAGUGGAGCGAAAAAGCUUUUCGAGUUAAAACACUUUGAAAUCAGUUUACAUAAGUAUUAUGUUAAAUAAAUCGAAAUUGUAUUUUCCAUAUAUUAGAUGUCGUAUUCUAAUGAUGCGUACUAGGCCUAAUCCGUGUUAUAAAAGUAUUUUUCCUAUACUUUUUUCAAAUAGAAAAAAUUGUCCUAGACAUUGUUUUAGAUGUUUUAAUUUGUACCCACUACCUUAUACAAUAAUAAUUAUUAAAAGCACUUUCCUUGCAAAAUACAAUUUUUUACCCUGUGAUAUACUUGUGGUCGUGUUGCUUAGUAAAUCAAAGGAUAUUUGCGUUUAAUAGUCUUAGAGAGCAUUAAUAGUAGACUAUAAUAGUGGAGACUAUAAUAAAUAUAACUAAUUUUAUAAAAUAUAAGUAACGUAUAUCUGUGAGACAUGGUCGACGAUUCAAGGGGAUAAAGAGAAACUUCUUAUCUUCGAUAAGAUCUUACCGAUAAAAAUAUAUGAAUCUAUCAAAAAUUUAUUAAAUGGGGACUAUGAAAGAAGGCAAAAUACCAACUUGGAAUCUCUAUACGAUAAACCAAAUAUUAAAUGUUUCCUGAAAGCCAAGCGUUUAGAAUGGGCGGGCCAUGUAUGGUGUGCUGAAGAAAGCAUAACUCGGAAGGUGUUGAUCAAUAAACCAACUAGCAAGUGUCCUAGGAGAAGAUCUUGGCAACAGUGGUAGGACACAGUCAAUGCAGAUGUAAGAAUGAUAGACGGAACAGCAGGCAUCGAGAUCACUAUUGACCAUGACGUGUGGAGGAGGUUAAUAGAAGCUGCGAAUGGCCUUGAUGGCCCAUGAAAUAUUAAGUGGUACCUCUUAGCGCGAAUGCACUGUAUAUUAUAGUCAAGUUGGGUAUCUGAGACAUGAAAUUGAAAUUUUCAACUUUGAUUGCUUAUUAUUCUUUGCUUGAACUUGUAACUUGAGAAAUAAUAUACCUACUUUGAAAAUUAUUUAAAUAAAUGUACGUUUCAAAUUCGAUAUCAAAAAUGUAUUUUGUUUUAACUUAAUCUGUAAAUUAAAAAGAUGUCCUAGGAUAAUGGGACGGGUGUAGCCAUUGUUAUACAUAAUUUAAUGUAUACCUGUAAGCAACAAUAAACAAUUUCUAACGAAAAAACGAUUCUAAACGAAGUUCAGUUGAUAGUGAUGCUUAUCAACAAUAUCUAUGUCAUUUUGUAGUAAAAUAAUUAAAUAGACUUUAAAUAUUUUCUUUAAUAAUAUUUGUUUAAUAUUGUACCGAUUUUCCCAGUUUUUCUACGUUUUUCCUGGUUUUCUCAUGGUUUAUCCCGGUUUUUCACAUUUACUGGGAAAACUUGAGAAAAUCGAAAAAUUUGCUCUUAAGUACCUCCCCACGAUUUCCUUUCAGAAAAGGUGCUACACGGAGAAAUCCAAGCAAGUCUUCUGUUAAAAAAGCAGCGUACAGAUAAAAAAAAAUAAACAUCUUUGUAAAACUAUAGGCUUCUUCGCUCCACUCAGAAUAUAAAAAAACCAGAUACAUCCUUAAUAUUUUUAUUUCUUAUGGCGAAAUAAAUAUUUAGUGUAAUUUAACAAUAUUAUAAUUCAACCAUUUACCACAGAUCAUAUUAUUUAAUCAAAAUAGAAUACAUUGAUUAAAUUUACUACAAAGAUAUUUAUUGUAAAUUAUAAUACAAAAAUUGUAUAGGAGUUGUUUAUUAUUUUUAGUAUAGAGCGUUAGAGGUAAAUAGGGAGGGGCUAGAAGGGCUUAGCCUUCCCUGAAUCAUCUCAAGUCCUACCUAUAAUAUAUAAACUAAUUUAACCUUUAAUAUUAGAUUUAAAAUCUAUUGGGCUCAAAUCCUUUGUAUAUAUAAUACUAAAUAGAAUUUAUAAUAUAUUAAUUUUUAUUUCAGUUUUCGGACUAGAUAAUUAUUAUAUAUUUUUCCAACAUAAACUUAUUAUUAAAACAUUUUAUUUUAAUUUCAAAUGUAUUCAAUUUUGAUUUUAUUCAAGAAUUCUGUGUUCCUAAACUAUUUAUGAUACCUUUUGAAACAAUUUUCGUUGAUAUACGUAUAAGGCUGAAAUAAGGCAUUUAAAAAUUAUGUUUUACACUUGGUCACUCUUUAAAUAUUAGAAUUUACAUUGUUUCCUAGAAAUAUAACAAAGAAGCCAGAUUGGAAGCAAGAAAUGGAACAUUAUUGGUAGAAAACAUUUCAAGUGUCAUUAAGACAAUGAUGGAUAAAAAGCAACAAGCAUUAAAAGUAAAUAUAUAUAUAUAUAUAUAUAUAUAUGAUAUCUUAUAUUAGACAUAAUAAAAUUUAAAAAAGCUAUCCUAGGAUUAUGGCGAAUGCAGCCAUCACUGUAUAUGUGAGAAUUUAGGUAGUUAGUAAAGGGGAAAUUUAAAGUACCCUGUAAGCAACGGUUAACCAUUGCUAACAAAAAAACGAUUUUGAGCGGAGUUCGGAUGAUAGUGUUGCUUUGUCAACAAUAUAUAUGUAUAUCAUACUAUGGUAAAAUAAUUACAUAUGCAUAUAUUUUCUUUAAUAAUAUUUGUUUAAUAUUGUACUUAUUUUCCUUUUUUUUUUUUUAAAUAAAGUAAUCACUUUUAAAUGUAAGUAUUAUUUAAGUACUAACUAUAAUGAAGAAUAGUUCUCUAACUGCAAUAUGACGCAUUAAUAUUGAUUAAAAAAAUAAAUAAUUUAUUACCUAUUUAUAACAAUUUAAAUCUUAGGAUAGCCAGGAUAGAGCUAUAAAUCACGGCUAUAUAUAUACAUCUAUAUCUAUAUCUAUAGCUGUGUUGUAAAUAUAAAUAUUAUGCGGGAGAAAUUUUAAUUAUAUUAUUUUUUUAUGAGUUUUGAUGAAUGCAGACAAUUUUGAGAAAGUACACUUUUUUGCAAUCGCUGAAACACUUGCUUGGGAUUAAGCGAAUUCGUUUUAACCGAUAGGAAUAAUAAUUUAAAAUAGAACUAUUAUUUUUGAAAUACAAACUUGUUUUAGAUUGUUAAAUUUUUAAUUUAAUUUUCGUUUUUAGAGAAUUUUGGAGGCCGUCGAAGGAGCCGCAGAUUUAGCUCAUGAUAAAGAGGUUCCAAGCCUUGAUUAUAAAGUUCGAUUUGCUAAAUUAAAUUGUACAGCUGAAAAUACAACUUUAUUACUAGAUGAUCUCCAAAUCAAUACUCAUUUUUAUAAUACUGAAGUAAAUUUGAAUUAUAGUUCUGUACAUGUACCAACUUAUGUUUAUGAAAGAGGUAAGUAAAUGUAUUAUAUAUAAUAAUAUAUUGCUAUUAUAGGUACUUGUCGGUUAUCGCUACUAACAUAGUAACAAGAAAAUCUAUAUAAUACUAAUAGAUUACUAUAUUAUAUAGAUACUAUAUUACUAUAAUACACUCUCUACCACUAACCAUGUGUUCAUUAUCACGGCUACUAAAACUAAAAACGAUUCUGAGCGGAGUUCGGUUAUACAUGUAUACCGUAAUGUUUACGAUUUUCGUCAAAAUAUGAUAUUCAAACUCUUAUUAAAAAAAUUCUACAUUAAACAAUUUUUUUUUUUUAUAUAUACUAAAUACGACUUAUAACGAAAUUCCUGUUAAAUUUUCCAGCAUUUCUGUUUUGUCAAAUAAUUUUAUUUUUUUUUAAUUUUAACGUUGGAAUAAACUUGCUAGUUGAAAAUUCGUGCACAGAAAAAAAUAAUACAAAAAUAAACAUCAUUGUAAAUCCUCGCUCAACUCAAAAUCUAAUUUUGGUACGUUCUACAGUCUACUUUCUUUCAUGUUCUAGGCAUACCUACUAAUUUAGUAUCCAACAUUACAAUUUUAGAAUAUGAUCGAACUAAUUAAUUUAUAUAACGUUAAUUUAUUGUCAUCAACUCUUUUAUUUAUUGUAUACAACAUUUACAAUAUGUUAAACAAAUUGCACUUUAAUGUUCUAAAUACAAACCAAGAUACAAAUAAAUAAGUACAUAUAAGAGGUAGCUUCGUUAAUUGACAAAUAUAAGAUAAAAUAGACUGAGAUUGUUUGGGUAUAAGGAGAGAGAAAUCAGAAUUAGUAAGAAAUGUUAUGAUAAUUGAUGUAUUUAUUUAAUUUUAUUAUUAUUAUUUUUUACAAAAUAGCUAUUUUUAAAAGGUUGAAAAGUUAAAAAAUAAAGUUAUUUUUUUCAGUAAUUAAGGGAUGGAAAAAAAACGAAGGUUAACGAAAAAUCGACGGUAGUCUCGAUAACUGACAAGGACCUUAUUGUAUAAUCAAUGAUCAUUAAUUCUAUGAUCAUCGAAGAUCAUUAUUUAUUUAUAAUUAUCAAUUAUCAUUAUAAUUUUAAUUUAAAAUUUGCUGAUUCUAUUUUAUAAUUAAGAACUAUGGUUCUCAACCGUUACGUCGCCAAAAUAAUUGUGUUUGAUAUUAAAUUUUAAUUUUUACAUUCUUUAAUAUAAGUAAAAAAAAGAAAAAAGGUCAUCAAUAAAAUAACGUGGUCAAGUGUGUUAUCAUUUCUAUGGGGCUAGAUUAGGAUGUAGUCGUAAAAAAAAGGUUGAGAACCAUUGGUUAAGAAUAUUCCGCACAUCCGCAUGGCCACAUCUACUACCUCCGAUGUAUACACUAUGAUAUAUAAUAAACGUAUGACCAUGACAAAAUAGAUAAUAAUUAAUAUUAAUAUUUUGUCAUGCGUAUAUUUGUGUUCAGUAGUGACGAUUUUGUGUUAAUAGUUUCAAAUAUGAUUAAAAAUACGUAUCACAUUGUACGUAUCACGAAUCUGACGAAUGAUGGCGUUCUUUUCUGGUUAAUAAAUUAACAACGGGUAAUGAAUCAAGAUUCAAGAUUUAAAUAAGAAUUAUAGGUAAUCCACAUUGUACAAAUACUACAGAAUGGUACUGUUCUUAAUUUUUUUUAUCAUUUAGCAAUUUUCUUGAAGAAUUUUAAAUGAAUUUGAUUUCAAUUUUUUUAAUUUUUAUGGAAUCAAUUAAGAUUUAUUUUGAAACCAUUUUUAAUUUUUUACCGCUACUUCAUUUACCUUAAAUAAGUAUACUUUUAUUUUUUUCAAAUAGGAAACCUGUAUGAAAAUGUCUAUACAAAUAUUUUCUAUUCGAAUAUGUAUCUGAUUUAUGAUAAAAAAAAUCACUUUGUAUAUAAUACGAAUCUAUAAUUGUCCACAAACCUAUGAUUUUUAUUUUUAUUUUUCGAAUGUUCUGUAAUGUGCACAGUACUCGUUUUAAUACAAUGAUAAUUAAUACAAAUGUCUUAUUAUAUCCGCUCAUUGCAUUUUGAGGCAAACACCACUAUUGAAAUACAGAAAAAAGAGUUAGAAAAAUAUAAAUGGGAGAAAGCUUUAUGCAAUACGUUAAAAAAGAGCCAUCACGUAUAUGCUUCUCAUUUUAAUGAAAUCCAUAUAAUAAGUGGUUGAAUUUUAGUUUAAAUAAUUUCACUUUAAAUUACUUAAAUUUCUUAAAAUAUAAGAGGGUGUCAACACACAAUUUGUUUUAUAUAUGCAUCUAUAUUGGUUAUUAAACCUUAAAUAGGUGCAAUGUUAAUUAAAAUAAAUGUUAGUGUUGACAUUUUUGAUUUCCGUCAAUAUGUUGAUGAGAUAUUCCACUUUUAAGUUUUGGUUGGGGGUGAGUAGUGGAGAAUCAUUUGUGUGGUGGCACGGCGCAUGGCAUUUUAAUAAUGCACCGCUGCUUUUCCCCGAUCAAAACUUAAAUUGUGAAUAUCUCGUCAACAGAUUGAUGGAAAUCAAAAAUGUAAACACCAACAUUUAUUUUAACUAAUAUUCCAUCUAUUUAAGGUUAGAUGACCAAUAUAGGUUGUCAUUUAAAAAUCAAAAGUAGGUAGUCUUUUCAAUCCCAAAAAUAAGAGUGACAAAAAAAAAAUGAUAAUGUAACACUUUAGAAUUAUUUGUUUCUUAAGUUUUCAAAAAAGAAAAAUUUUCAAAAUAAUGAGUGUUCAUCAAUAAUAAAAUCAAUUAAACGGUAUAUGUUAUCCUUAUCAUAUAUACUGCAUUUGCCGGGAAAACGCAAAUCACGCGCCCAUCUACUUGUACAUUAUACAUAUUACUACGGUGGUGGGGGUAAUGUCGUCAUCGGCAACGACAACAGCGUAUGAAACGAAGUGCUCGCGUUGGAAUAGUGGUGGGAAUACGCAAAAAAAAAUGAGCUUUGGGUGUCACCUAGUUGCGUUCCCUCAACGAACAUAGGCGUGCGCGAAUUUUUUUCGUAAGGGAUGUCGGUAAGUAGUUAUAUUUAAAAAUAAAUAAAUUUUUAACACUUUCAUAAAGACAUAAAUCAGAAUUUUUUUUUUAAAUUUUUUUUACAGGACAAUAAAGUUCAAAACAAUAGUCAAUAAUAUGUACUAUAGUAAAAAUUAUGAUAAUAUUGAUAAUUUCCGCGCGAUUAAACUAUCCGACUGCUCUAUCGUUAUUGGUAAUCUGCAAUUCUGCAAGGUAACGUAAAUGUGUCGAUGUGAUAUUUCAAUCCAAAACUCCCAUUAUCACUAAAAUGUACUUGAUGAAAAUCACGAUUUAAGAUAUAAUCUAUAGCCGUGAUGACAAUUUAAAAAAAAAUAAGCUUAACUGUAGAAAUUUCUUUAUUGAUUACUGUUUAUAACAAGGUAUAUAAAUUAGUAAAGAACAAAAAACUGGUCCAAAGACCGUAAGGGAUGCCAUGGCAUACCCGGCAUCCCCCCCCUGCGCAUGCCUAUGUCGACGAAUGCAGUAUAGUUUAAUAACUCAUUGUUCGUUGCCAGUCCAUUUUAUCUUAAUUCGUGGAGUAAACUGAACUAUGAUAUUUUAAGAUAAGACCAACUAUCUAAGCAGUUAAUUGGUUUUUAUAGACUACUUUUAUUUGUGAAAUAUUAACAUUUAAAAAUUCUGAUAUCUAAUACUUUAUCGUAUAGAUAAUUUUUUUUUUUAUAUAGAUUUUAUUUUAAGGAUAAAAAGACUGUUCUGAUGAAGUAUCACAAAUAGUACAGUAAUUACUUAUAUUUAUACAAUUAAUACCUUUCAUAGAUUUUGUAUCACAUCUUAGAAUAUUAACAUCAUUACCUUUAAUCAUUUCAUAUUAAAAUGAUGAUGGAAAAGUCAUAUUUUAUAAUAUAAACAUAAAAUUGUCAAAACGUAUAACUAAAUUACUGAAAUAGUAUUAAAAAAAAUUAGUUUAUGAAUAUUAAUAUUAAUAAUAUUAUUAUAGACGUAAAACAGCCAAUAAAUAUUAUAUGCUCAAAUGCCUCCCCUCUCUACAACACGCUUACGAUUUAUAAGAAAUCCUUCCCCCUGUCACUCAUCCAUCCUUUCGUUUCCAGUCUAUUCUUAAUCCGUGAUUAAAACUAAUAACACAAAGUUAUUCCUAGUCCCUACUGAACUCAAAUUUGCUUUGUCUGAUCUUUGUAAGACGGAGAAAACACAUGCGGGUGUGGCGUUCUCUUAAUUUAAUUUUUAAAUAUUUUAUGCAUUACAAUAUAGCGGAUGACGUGAUUAAGGCUAUCAAAUGGUCAGAAAAUCUCGAUGCAAUAUUUAAAACUAACUAUGAAAGUGAUCCAAGAUUGUCAUGGCAAUAUUUUGGCAGUACAACUGGUUUCAUGAGGCAAUAUCCAGGUACAUAUUUUAUUCCUCUUUUUAAUUUUAUAAGUAUAUUACGGUUAUCCAUUCUAUUUGAUUAAAUAUAAGUACCUACUUAUUUCAUGAAAUGAAUACUUCUAGUUUAUAAAUCACAUGCUAAGAAAAUAAAUAACAUAAAUAUAGUUUAGACCCCAUGAUCGUUUAUCGAUUUUAUUUUUCAAAAUGCGUGUUUUAAACACGGAUAUAAAUCUAUAGGAUCUAUGGUUUUAAGAUACUGAAUUCACUCAUCACUGGGUCUCUUAAACUUGUGAUUGUUAAUAGAGCCACGUAGGUCUAUAUGUAUUAUAAAACGAAAAUAAAUCUAAAAAUAUAAUGAUUUACACUUGUAACAAUUACAAUUACACCUGUAAAACAGCAACCUUGUCGAUCAUUUUGUUUGGAUCCUCUACCGGAAUUGUUCAAAUUUACGGAAAAGUAUAGGGUACAACCCAAAGAAAUUUUCUACUUGGUAGAAAGCAGUUAUUCGAAAAUAAUAAGGACAAAAAAUGAUGAGAAUAAAUAAUAAAUUACUGAAAGCGUAAUUUCUAUAUCUUUAUAUUUUAAAAUUGUAACAUUUGAAUACUAGUCCACCGUGGACCAAAUAUGGUCCUAACCAAAAUAUUGUUUGGAAAAUAUUCGAAAAAAUGUGGGAGUUUAAUAAACAUAUCUGUGUUUCGUUCGUUGAUUUUAUGAAGGUCUACGAUUUUAUUCAUCGACCGAGCAUAUUCAACAUAUUGGAAGAAUUCAAAUUCACACAAAAGAUAAUUAAUCUCACUAUAGCCAGUCUGGAAAAUACUUAAAUAAAAGUUAAAAUAGUGAAUUUGACUUCACCACCGAUCAGAGUGAUCACUGGAUUAAAUCAGGGAGAUACAUUCUCCUCUGUGCUUUUUAAUAUAAUACUAAAAAAAGUAAUUGGAGAGAUGAAUUGAAAUUCUUGGGUAUUCAGCUGACGUGACUAUCAUAAAAAAUGAUAUGGAGACGGUGAAGAACUUAUACAAUAAACUGAUAGCAGUGGCAAGCAAAGUAGGUAUAAUAAUUAUUGAGAAAAAACAGAAUUCAUGAAAUUCAGCCGUGAGAAUAGGACAAUUAACCAAGUAGAUGGCCAUUUUUUCUAUAGAAUAUCGCAAAAUACCUAGAAGUCUUCUUAAGUCAGGAUAAUGAGCUAAAAACAGAAGUAUCAAGAAGAAUCAAAAUCACUAAUAAUUUUCAUUUUGGUAUUGGACUUUUUAUAAGAUCUAGGGAUAUCUUAAAAAACCUUAAGAUUAAAAUGUAUAUAACAUUAAUGCGGCAAAAAAUAAAUCCCGAUUUGUUACGCGGAACUACGUCAGGUAAUAUAUUGCACCGUAUACAGUAUAUUAAUAUGUGACCGGGAAAGUUUCCGAAAAUGGAUCUUAUCGUUUUUCAAAUAAAUGCCAUUCAACGUAUUCAAUGAUUAUUAAUUUUAAGAAAAUGAUAACGAAGAAUCCAAUUCCGAAUUUAAUGAAUAAAAUUAUGAUAUAACCAUAUAUAAUAACUGAUAAUUUCUACAUGACUGUACCGGAUAUACUGGUACAAAUGUUUAAGUAAAAUGUUUAAUAAAAUAUUAAGACAUUUAGUAUGGGUUCUUAUAUUUCAUAUUUAAGCACUCUACCAAUUUCUUGCUCUAAAUGCAGUGACAAUUGCACAAGCUCUUCAAGAUCGUGCGCAAUAUCUUUUGUUGAUAAAGGUAUCUAUUUUAAAUGUUUAGUUUAUAAUUUUUUAAUAUGAGUUUCAUAAAAUACUAUAUUAAUAUUAUUAUUACAUAUUUUUAAUAGUAUUAUAAUUAAAUAUAAAGUGUAAAUCGUUAUCAAAGAAAAAAUAAUUGAUAAUUGUAAAAAUUAUAUUCCACGUGGUUUAUGAUUUGACUGCACUGAACAACUAUUCGGGCAAUAAAAGUUACCUGCUCAAAGAGUACACAUAUGGAAAACGCUAUAACAAGUUAUAAUCAUGAUUAAGACUACAGAUUAAGAUAUUAUAUAGGAUACACAACGAGAGUCUAUUAUCAACAAACUAUUGUUGAUGAAAGUUCUUUUUCAUUGAAUAAACACAGAGUGCUAAAAACUAAUCAGUGGCGAAAAGUUUAACUAAUCCAGUUAUUAAUUCUUAUAUUUGGUAGUAUUUUUGAGUUUUUAAUUGUUAACAUUUUCAGAGUAGCUUGUUUCUUAAAUGUUCUAUAAAAUAAAUUCUGAAAAAAUGUAGUACUUCUCGAGAUAAUGAGUGUCUUACGAUAGAUUGAUCACUCUGUAUAAUCUUUAGUUUAACUAGGCUUUUUUAAGUUUUUAACUAGUACCUACCUAUUCGAAUUAGACCAUCAAUUAACCGGGUAGUGGUUAUCGUUGAGCAAUAAAACUUCUGACGUCUUGCCCAACAGACUAAUUAUUCAACACAGUUCUUAAACUUGUAAAUUAAUUUUUAUUAUUUUCAGCAUCAAAGUUAAACUAACAUAUAAAAUAAACACAUACUUUUCUAAAUAAUUUCAUUAUGUUGAUCACUCAAUCACUAUCUAUCAGGUUCUAUCUCAGAUCAGGGAUAUAUUGGUUUUACUAUAAAGUGUAUUGUUUUUUAUUUCUGUCUGUAAAAACUUGCUCCGAAGUAUAGACUGUAGCAUCUUUUCUGAAAGAUAAUUUUCUCUAGUUGGUGCAUUGUAGUUGGGUCAUUUUUGAUUUUCUUAGGUGUUUUCGAAACAAUUGGGUAAAAUCGAAAGAAAUGUAUAGGUAAAACGGUAAAUAUCAUGGCAGGUCGCGGCAUUACCUUUUUUCAUUGUUUUUAGUGUGUUUAAAUGAUAUUUUCUACCAGAAGUAUUGCUCCAAUACUAAAAAUGACAAAAGAUCUAAUUUGUUCCUUAUAAUAUUUCGCUACAGACCAAGUAAGUCAUUUUUCAAUAUCUAAAGUAAUUUUUGUAAAAAUUAGAAAAAAACAAAAAAUUAAAAUUGAUUAAUAUUUAUGGCAACGUAGCGUCCCGGUUUAAUUAUUUUAUAUUGUUCAAUUGAGUUUUCUAUCAGAAAUAUUGCUCCAAUCAAAAAGCAACAAGAAAUCGAUUUUGUUUCUCAUAACAUAUAGCCGUUUUACAAUGAUAACACUUUUUCUGAAAGAAAAUUUAACUGAGGUGAUACUUUAGAGAGGUCAUUUUUUGAUUUUCUAUUGAUUCUAUUCUGAUUUAACUAUUUUUAAUUUUUAACUGCAUACAUAAAAUAACAUAAUAUUUUACCUUGCAAUAAAUUUAUGAAGUAAUAUGUGAGUAUGAUAUUUAAACUAAUUUAUCAUCAGUAUCUAAAGGCCAAGCCUUUUCAUUUUAGUCAUUCUAGUCUGUCACUAGCUGUCUUCUUGAGUUCUUGAUAAGAGGUAAAAUUCAUUCAAUCGAAAAUAUCUUCUACUGUACAUUUUUCCUUACGUUAUGUUGGUGAUGAACUGAUUGUUUCUUACCAACAAUAUUAAUUAUCAAAAAUAAAAAUAAUUAUAAUAACAAUAAUCAACAACAAUAAAGCAUUUUAAUAUAAAAUAAGCGUGAAUAAAAAUAACCAGCAUUUUAAUAAGAAUAAUAAUAAUGAAAACUUUAUUAAUAAUAAUACCUAAUCAGACGAAGCUGUCCUAGAAUAAUGGGAGUGGGGAAAAAGACAACGGAGAAAAAGAACAACAAUUUUAAAAUAUUGAAGAUAAUAAUUGAUUGUUAAAUAAAAAAAAAAAAAAAAAAAAAUGAAAUAUUAAAACACUAGAACACUUUGACACUAGUGAAUUUUGACAUACUAAAUUUAGUUCACUCAAAUAUUAGCAUGAAAGUAUGGAUAGGUCUACAUAGGUAAUUUUAAUGGAUGAAAAGAAUGAAAGAUAUUUUGCAACCUAACCUAACGACUCAUUAAUUUGAAGCUUUAAUUUUUUUUAAAAUACUUUUUUUCACAUAAUUUUUUAAAAUUAAAUACCAACAAAAUCAACAUUAUUCAUAAAAAAUAUAUUUUUUAUAUUUCAAUAUUUUUAAAAAACAUAUCUAAUAAACAUUUUUUUAAUUUUCAUAGUUAAUUAAUAUAUUAAAAAUUUAAAAAUUGUUUUUUUUCCCUUGAUAUUUUUUAUGGAUUACCGAGCACUUGGGUGCAGUAACUGUUAUAGGUGAGAAGUUGUGACGGUAACAGAGGAGAAAUUUAAUGCAUAUCUGUAAGUGACGAUGAACUAUUGCUAACAAAAAAUGAUUCUGAGCUGAGUUCAGUUGAAAGUGUUGCUUUGUCAACAAUAUAUAAUCUUGGUUUGUAUUUAGAACAUUAAAGUGCAAUUUGUUUAACAUAUUGUAAAUGUAUACAAUAAAUAAAAGAGCUGAUGGCAAUAAAUUAACGUUAUAUAAAUUAAUUAGUUCGAUCAUAUUCUAAAAUUGUAAUGUUGGACACUAAAUUAGUAGGUAUGCCCAGAACAUGAAAAGAAAGUCAUUUAAAAAUUAAAGAAGUCAUUUUUUGAUUUUUCCAGGAGUUUUCCUGGAAAAUGUAAAAAACCGGGAUAUAACAUGGGAAACCGGGAAAAUCGUAGAAAUACUGAAAAAAUUGGUACAAAAUUAAACAAAUAUUAUUAAAGAAAAAAUAUAGAGUCUAUUUAAUUAUUUCACUACAAAAUGACAUAUAUAUUUUUAAUAAAGCAUCCCUAUCAACUGAACUCCGUUCAGAAUCGUUUUUUCGUAAGCAAUCGUUGCUAGGUAUACAUUAAAUUCUCGUCUAUAUCCUACCUUCUCAACUUCCCACCUAUACCAAUGACUGCACCCAUCUCCAUUAUCUUACCUUUUUUUUUUAUAUAUAUAUAAUAGUUUUAAAAUCAAAUUUUAACGAAAGUCGUAAUUAUUAGUUUUUACGGCCUUUCAAUACUUGUACAGCCGAACUUCGCUUUUCGUUAUCAAUCGUUUAUUAUUGGUUACAAGUAUAAAUAUAAUAACAUUAUGUAACCCACCUUUCCCACUAGUCACCUACAACAGUGUCCUCACCUGUCUCCAUUACAGUUUGUUUUUUCUUUUGUAUGUUCAUAAUCAACUUUUCUAUGAGAAAUCUUACGCUAAUCGAAAAAUGUCUUGAGACCUUUUUUCUGUUGCAUUUUACAUCUAGUUAGUAAGAAAAUUUUAUUUUGAGUUUACAACCAAUAUUCAUAAUAUUUGGGAAAAACCGUAAAAAAGCUUGAGAAAAACAGGAACGUAAACGGUAUUAAUGAUUUCGUUAUUUUCGAUUUUAGUUUUUUGUUGAGAUUGGUUGAAAACUAUCGUAGAGAACUGACGCUGAUAUUUUAUAUCAGCUUUCUUAGACGGGGUAGAAUUUUCAAAAUAUUUUAGCGAUUUUUAAGCUAUUUAUUGACAUUUUAUAUUUGAAAAUCGUUUAACGUAGUUUUUAUUUUAUAGGUAUUUUAUGGAUUAAAAGUUUUAAUUACAGACAAAUGCUUGGAAAUUUAAUACGAUUUUCAUUAUAAUUUGGACUUUUUGGUAAAAAAAAAAGUUGAUUUUACGCUAUACUUUAGGUAGUCGUUUUUUUAAUAAUCGUUUUAAGAUCAUAUUUCAACGAAAUUCGUAAAUACUACGAUAUUUUAAAACAUGUAUAGCCAAAUUUUUUUCAGAAUCAUAUUUGGUUGACAAUUGUUUAUCGUUACUUAUAGAUAUAAUUAAAUAACUUUAUAUUUUCUAUUUUCCUAUUUUACUACCUACAACAGUGACGCAUAUAAUACAUUAGCAAUAUCAACUCUUUUUGUUCGUUACAUUAUUUAAUUAUCUGCAGGUUCAAAAUAUUUCAUCACUUUAUUUAUUGUGUAGUAUCCAUUAGGUGCACAGUCAAUACCUGCAUACAAUAAUUUCCCUGUAGGGCAAUAUUUAUCAUAUUUUCUCAUGACUAUACUUCGGUAUUUAUUUUAUUUUAUUUUUUUUUUAAAAUAAUUAUUGAUGUACAAUUUGUUUAACAUUUGUAGCAGUGCAAUGGAAGACCAAGACGGUGAGUGAUUUGUACGACUGCCGAAUGCGACCUUGGUAUGUAGAAGCAGCAGCUAGUCCUAAGGAUAUGCUUAUUUUAGUUGAUAAUUCUGGAUCAAUGACGGGACAAAGCAAAAUCAUUGCUAGACAUGUGAUAAAUACAUUAUUGGAUACAUUGUCAGUAAAUGACUAUGUGAAUGUUCUUGUAUUUAGUAAUGUUACAAAUGAAGUUGUACCAUGUUUUGAAGGGUUACUUGUACAGGUAUGUAAUUAAUUUUAAAAAUUGAAGAAAAAAUACACUGCAUCUGAAUUCUUAACUUAAUUUUCCAUAAUUCUCAGGCAACACUAGCGAAUAUUCGAGAACUUAAAUUAGGCGUAGCAAAUAUUGGUGAUCCAAAUAAUAUUUCAAACUUUACUGAAGCUUUAACCAGGGCUUUCGAGACACUUGAAAAAGUACACAAUAUUUAAAAUAACCUAAUAAUUAAUUUUCAUUAUGAAAAAUUUAAAGAAAUUGAAAUUUUAUCUUAAAUUUAGUACCGCGAAGGAAAUAUGGGAGCUAUGUGUAAUCAAGCAAUCAUGUUGGUUACUGAUGGCGUACCAGAAAACUUUUAUGAACUUUUCAAAUUAUAUAAUUGGAAGAAUGGUACAAUGAAUAUGCCAGUAAGAGUGUUUACAUAUUUAAUUGGUCGAGAAGAUCCAGAGAUUAGAGACAUGCAAUGGAUGGCCUGUGCAAAUCAUGGUAAAUAUGCAAUAAUUCAAUUAUUAAAAAUACUUAAUUAUGUCAAUUAAAAUUAACAGUUUAAAACUAUUUUUAUUAACAGCUUAUUUUAAUAAAGCUCAUCAAUAAAAGAGAUUAUAUUUUUAUUACAGGAUUUUUUGUUCAUUUAAGUACUAUGGAAGAAGUAAGAGAAGAAGUAGUUGAUUAUUUACCAGUAAUGGCCAGGCCUUUGGUAUUACAUCAAUCCAAUCAUCCUGUUAUUUGGACGCCAUUAUAUGCUGAUGUCACAGUAAUAUUCAUUCAAUAUUUAAUAGUAGUUUUAAUUAUUUAAUAAUAUGUGUAUUACUAUUGUUUGUCAUAUAUUAUCUAUCUUUUUUUUUUUUCUUAUAUCUUUACACCAAUACCAUGAAAAAAAAAAAAUAAUAAUUACACCUUAAUGAUUUUUUUAGGAUCCAAAAAUGACCGAUUAUUUAUGGGAAGAAGAAGAAUGCAGACAACAAAAAGAAGAUACAUUAAGUUAUAAAGCUCGAAAGGGUGAAUUUUUUAUUGAUGAAAAUAAAUUAAGACGAGAAAGAGAUCGAAAAAAAAAAGUAUAUUGAGUUUACUUUAUAUUGAAUCUAAUUUAUUAUACAUUGGUUUAUUUUGUUUUCAGGAAUUAAAUCAAAACUUAAAUGUAAAUAGACAAAAAUUUCAUAAUUUGAUUACUUCUCUUGCGAUGCCAGCAUUUGAUAAAAAAACACAUAAGGUAAAUUUACUAAAAAUUAUAAAACUUUGUCUUAAUUUCAAUAUUAAUUAAUUUAAAAAAAAAGAAAACCCAAAAAUUGAUACAGAACUCAUUCAGAAAAAUGAGAAAAUCUCAACAUUGUUUUUGUUUAAUAAUAUAACAUUCAACCAUCAUUUAAAUUAUAAACAAACAUCAUAUAUCUAGGUACCUACACCAAUUACCUAAACAAUAAAUUAUAUAUCAAUAUCCGUUAAUUGAACAUUUCAAAAUAAAAAUAAUGAUAUCUAAGAUAAGCAGCCAAAGUAGUUGUUAAUUAUAUGUUACUCCCAGAAUGUGCCAGGUCAUGCAAUAUGCACUUUUUUGCUAAUUUCAUGGAAUGGGUAUGUAGGAAUAUGAUAAAAACUUAAUUUUAGUGUUGUUAAUAAAAUAUUAAAAAUUCUUAUUUGAGAUUUUAGUAAAUAAGAAAAAUAUAAUAGGUCGAAUGCAUAAUUAUAUAUAGCACACUUGUAAAAUUUGUUAGUUUAAAUCCUAGAAAGCUGUUAUUAGUUUUCAAAAAUAUUCGUAUACUUACAGAAAAGGAAACACUAAAACAUAGGGAAAUUAUAUUUGUGUUCAAAAAAACUUAUUAUACUAGAAUGAUAUUUUUUUUUUUUACCUAUUGUUCGAUAUAUUGAUGCAAAAAUGAUUUGUGAUGUGUUUGCACAAGGUAAACAGGCGGUGCGCAAAUGACACAUUGCCGUUACUGCACAAAUGAUAACUGCCGAGCAAAUCUUAUCGGUAGUAUUAAAGUAUUAAAUUGCGUUAAAAUUUAUUCAAUCAAAUAAGAUUCGAUUACAAAUAUUUACCGAUCUGAAUUCUUUCUAUACAAUUCUAUAUGAAUGUAGAUAUCGUGUAAUAUAGUUUACAUUUAUUAUGAUUCCCCUAUAAAUAAAUACAAAACGAUAUCUGAGUUCUUUAUCUUUCAAAAAUAAUUUAACUAUUAAACAUUUAUUUUUAAAUAACAAAAAAUAACUUUUAAUUUUGAACACUUCGGGGUACUCAUAAGCCCGGCAGGCCACUCCGCCCCUGCAUAUGUAUAAAAAUGAAUCCUUAUUUCCCUUGGUCAUCGCAUCACGUGAGAACGACUUGACUGAUUUUGCUGAUUUUUUUUUUUAUAUUAGUAAUUUUCUGGGCAAAGUUUUUAUGAAAGAAAAUUUCUAAAAAGUCAAUUGAAUAAGUAGAAAAAUUGCAAAAACUUUUUAAUGAUAUCUGGGCUUUGAACUUGAUAUCGUUGCACUAACAUUAUAAACGUUUUUUCUCAGUCGUUUUUAUACACUCUGCGGGAAGAUCUAUUGUAUAACUGACGUACUUUAUUUUCAUUUCUUCAUCUCUUUGUAUAAUAUGGUAAAUAUGAUAAAUGUCGUUUAACAGCUGCAUCGGUCGGCAUCCAUCGAAAAAUGUUAUUUAUUUAUUUUAAUUUUUGGUACACAGUGUAUUCGAUCUAAAAGUUUAUACAGUUUUGAGUUUAUUGAUUGUAUUUUUUAAGAGGGUUAAUUUACGCCUUAUAUUAAAAGUUUAAUUUAAUAUCAAUUUUCGGUAAAAAUUAUGGAGGAGUUUAAAAAUCCUCCCAUUGAUGUCUCUAACGCAUUAAAUUUAAUUUUCUAACACUACAAAAUUGAUUCAUACAAAAUAAUUUCUUAUAAAUAAAAUUGUACGCAUUAAAAAAAAAUUAAUUUUUAUUAAUUAUUUUUAUGGUGUAGGAAAAUUAUGUUUUUAAAUUAAAUAUGAUAGAGGGGGACUAUUAAACCACUUUUAUUAUUUUUGCGUUUUCAUACAUUUUUUUCAAGGCUUUUUGACGUUUUCCAAUUCUUUUUUGUGAAUUUUAAAAACAUAUAAAUCUGAUAUCUAUUUAUGACAAUCGAGUUAUUAAUUUUAUAUUAAUAUAAAUUGUCGGUAAAUACGUACAUAAAGGUAUAAAAGAAACGCCGUGCCAUCUGCAAGUAACAACUAUAAUAUAGUACACGCGCUCUCCCACUACCCAGUGUCCCUAUUCCCCAAUAGAUUAGGUUAGGCUUCAUUUCCUUUGACAUUUCCUCCUCCCCAUAAUUCGGUGUUUAGAUAUUUUUGGUAUGAAAAUCACGAAAAAAUGUCUCAAUAGAACACUUUUAGUCCACCGAAGGUGGAUUAUCAACUUUCCACCUAUUUGUUUUCAUUCAAUACCGACACGGUCAGUAAAAUUAGUAUAGGUAAAACAAAUAAUAAAAAAUUGGCACGGGCAACAACAGGUAGGACAGCUAGUUAAAUAAUAAUAAUUUAUUAAAUUAAUGUUCAAACAAUAAACCAACAAAUAACGUUUAGAAACUCAUCAUAAUAUUAUCACGAUCUUUAAUUUAUUGAUUUAUUAUUAAAAUUUUUAUUUUAUUUUUGGUUUACGGUCAUUGAGACCAUACCGCCAAACAAAUUUCUCUCCAUCUAUCCCUAUUUUCUGCCGCUACUCUCCAUGGUAUCUCUGGUUCAAUGCUUUCUUAAAAAGAGACGCCUUUUUACACAGUCUUCCCAACGUAAGCGUGGUCUUCCGAGGGGUCUCUUACCAACCGGGUUCUCUUCGAUUGUUGUUCUGACAAUGGAUCCUACUUUCCGCCAUGCAUGUCCUGCUCAGGUUAAUCUUCUUUUCUUGAUUUCGUUCGCGAUGUUCGGGCUCUGGAAUAGCUCCUCGAGUUCUUUAUUAUGACAUUUACGCCAUUCACCUAUGUUUUUGUCGAGGAUUCUCCUUUCAAAUACUUUUAUUCUGGUUUCUUCUGCUUUCCUAAGUGGCCAUGUUUCCGCGGCAUACAGUACUAUGGGUCGUAUCGGGGUCGUGUACAUUUGUAUCUUCAGGUUAGUCAAUAAUGUUCUUGAGCUCAGUACUUUUCCAAGACCAAAAAAACUUUUGUUACCUUUUUGUAUCCUAGCACUGACUUCCAUCUUCAGGUCAUUAUCUUGUGUUAGCAAGUACCCCAAGUACUUAAAAUGUGUGACUCUUUUGAAUACACGACCUUCUACAUUUAUAGAUUGACCUUGUUGAUAUUCUCUGUCCUGGUGACUGAAUAUCAUGUACUCUGUUUUUUCGUCGUUUAUNCUUUUCUAAUAUAAGGUUGAACAAUAUUGGUGAUAGCGCAUCCCCUUGUCUUAGGCCUGUCCUUACCGUUGCUGGCUCUGACAAUUCCGAUGCUACCUUUAUUUUGAUUUCUGUAUUUUGCAGAGUGGCCUCAAUUAAUUUUAUUAGUUUAUUUUGUAACUCAAACUCUUUUAAUAUGUUUAUAAGGCUAUGUCAGUGAACGGAAUCGUAUGCUUUUUUGAAAUCCACAAAUAGUAUACAAAUGCUUUUAUUGAAUUCCCAUGAUUUUUCUAUGAUCUGUCUUAGACUGAUGAUUUGAUCAGUUGUUGAUCUGUUGGAUCUAAAACCACCUUGAUAAUCUUCCAGAAUCUCUUCCGCAAUGGGUUUAACCCUAUCUAAAAUGCAAUAGGACAAUAUCUUGUAAACCACAUUUAAAAAGGCUAUUCCUCUGUAAUUAUUACAUAUUUGUGCGUCACCUUUUUUAUGGAUUGGGCAUACGACUGCAACAUUCCAACUUUCCGGUAGUUCUUCCUUCUCCCAAAUAUUGGUUAGUAACCUAUGUAUAUGUGUUAAUGAAACUUCGUCCAGCAUUUUCAUAAUCUCACCUUGUAUACCGUCCUCACCAGAUGAACAGGUGAAUUAUAGUUCUUCAGUCGCCUUAUUUGUAGUUCAACUUCUUGUUUUGAGGGUGUUGUACAUUCGUUUAGGUUGGGUUCUAUCCUUGUCCAAGUAAAGGUUUCUAUGGGGUCGUUGCAGUUAAGAAGAUGUUCGAAAUACGUUUUCCAUCUCUCUACAAUGUCUGAUCGGGCAGUAAUUAGUAUUCCAUCUUCCUUUACUAGGAACUUUUCAUAUUUUUUGUAACCUCCCUUUAGUGUAUUGUUUUUUUUUGUAUAAUUGGUGUGUGUUUUGUUCAUUGUGAUAUUUUCCUGCUUCUUCCAAAAUGUUUUUCGUAUAGACUCUUUUUUCAUACUUGAAGAUUCGACUUGCUUCUUUUCUGCUUUCAUUAUACUUCGUUUUGUUUUCUUCAUGAGAAGGAUCAUUAAGGUACAAGUUUCUAAAUUUUUUCCUUUGAUUUAGGGCUUUCUCACACCUCUCAUUGAACCAAGGUUUUUUGGUGUUUUUUGGUUUGCCCAGGACUUCAGCUGAUGUUUCUUUUAUUGUGUCCUGUACUCUCCUCCACAUAUUAUUUGUUGAGCCUAUACUAUUUAUAUCUAAUUCCCUGCUGCGUUUGUGUAUCUCACUUUUAAAACGUUUUUGGCAAACUUCAUCUGUUAUAUUAUGUCAUAUUAUUAAAAUAAAAUUCAUAAUUACCCAAUUCAUGAAAUAGGCAAUUUUACACCUGGGAUGUAAUACACACAUAUUUUCUUGAUUACCAUAUUAUUUAAUUUAAUUUCUAUACCUUACAUGUUUAAACACUUUUAAUUAACAAAACUAAUUUUAUUAAAUAACUAAUUAACAUGUCAUAUGCACUUUUAAUAUUAAAUCAAACAUAUUUUAAUAGUAAAUUCCAAGAAUUUACCAUAGUAAAACAAAUUGUUUGUUUUUUAUUUAAUUAAUAUACCCAGCUUAAUAAAUCUUAUCAUUUUAUUUCUCAUUGAGUAUUUAUGUUACUAAUGAGUUUAUGUAACAGUUCCAUUAGUGUAUCACUAAUAGGCCACAAAAUGACAGAAACCGAAAGGACAGGUAGAGAGUUUAAAAUGAGAAGAAUUAAGAGGACGUUAUACCACUUGUAAUUCACCUGUCAGAAUUGUUUUGCGCGAGAACAAACUACUUGGGCUUUAGGCCCUCCGCACACGAGGCUAUUGUAACGCGACACGAUUCUUGCGCGAUUUAUGCGAUAUAUGCGAUACGAGCGAUCUGUGCGAUUACGAAGGCGCACAUGAUGCAAUUGUCGUGCGAUUAUUAUUAUCGUUGUUUAUGUAUUAUUCGGUUAUUAUCAGUCGUUUACUGACGUUUGCGCAGUUCUUUGGUUACCUUUUUUUAAAAUGUCAAGUUCGUUUAAUGACGAAGAAGUGAUUGAUACGUACUAUUUGUACAAAACGUUGGUUUGUGGAAAAAAGCAAGAAAAGAAUCUUCGAAGGAAAUUUUGGAAAAACUAUAAAGUUCAGGAUGUUUUUCAGUUUCACCAACAAAUUUAAUAUUGAAUGCCUCCAUAGUUAAAAUUAUGUAUAAAUAAAUAAUAUAAUAUAACGAAAAUAAAAAUGUAAUUACGCGUGAUCCAUGUGACGCGACUGCCAAGCGAUCAACACUGCCGGUCGCACAUGUCGUCCAUCGCUCGCGUCACAGUCGCGUCGCAAUCGCUUCGUUAUCAAAUUGCGUCGUUAGUGAAUCCCCAUUCGCUUUGCUAGGAUAUCGCACGUGGCAAAAAUCGCGUCGUGUGUGAAUCGCCUCAUGUGCGGAGGUCCUUAGAUUUAAUUAAGAAAUCAAAUUUUCAUCACAGAAAAAAUAAAACUUGUACUGUGUAACAUUGGUUAACGAAUUCUUUCUUUAGAGGUACUAGCUACUACAGCCUAUAACUAUAGGCUAUGACUAUAGUGAUUAUAGUUAUUAUUACAAAAUGUGACAAAAAUAGAAAUUAUAGUAGUCAUUAGUAAAACAUUAUUUAUAUGAAUAAAAUUUACUAUAGUACGUUUCACAAAAUUUAAGACUCGACUGUAGCGCGACCGAUGGUCAAAAUUUUGAUUUCAGUAUGGUUCAAACUUUGCAAUACUUUGUAUAUUGAGCAUUAUAUGCAGCAGUUCAAUUUACGUGCCCUUUUUAGUGCACAUAUUGAGUAGCCCUACUGAUUAUAGACCAUCAGUAACAUUGCCGUCGAGUUUCUAAUUUCGUGAGCGCACUAUAGUCACAUAGUUUUACAAAAACAAAAUUAGCUGUGAGAUCCGAGAUUGUAUAAUAUUAUCAUAUUAUAUACAAUUCAUAAAAGAAUAUUAUUGACGUUAUGGGAUGUGCAUACUGCAUAACAAAACCGUUUUUGAAAUAAUAAAACGCGUUCCUGCACUCGCAUAAAAACGAUAAUACGGAGAACCAGUUUCAUCGAUAAUGAAAUAGUGGGGUUUACAACUCCAACUCUCAAGCGUUGCACGCAUAGCGGUUUUGGUAUAACAUCCUCUUAAUAAAAAAAGGUAGUAAGGAAUAUAAAAUUAGGUAUCUUUAAGAAGACGUCUAGGAAGAUCAAAAAAGAAAUAGAUAGACUUGAUUAAUAAUAUGAGGAUUGGUCUAUUCGAUAUGAUAUGUAAUAAAUGGGGAUUGAGGACUAUAAUGUACUAUGAUAUUUACGGAUAAGCUUGAAAUAUAUUGUAGUAAUAAUAUAUUACAUAAUAUCAAUUCAUAACUAAAUACAUAUUAUAGGUUGAUUGUUUUCUUAUACCUACUUAUCAGUAUUAUUAUACACGUUUCGUAUUAAUAAUUGUUGUAUUACGAAAUAAUAUGUUAAACACAAAGUUAAUACUAAACAAUGUUUAAUAAUUAUUUCUCAACAGAAUAUCACAAUAAGAAGGCUUAUAAAUGAUAACUACUGGGUUUGGGAAACAAGAGAGGUAUUUAAAAAUUCAGCAGGUAGUCUGCCAUAAUUUUUUUGGUCAUUCUUAGAAAAAUCUUGUUAUUCAUAUUUUUAUAAUAGUACGAUAUUUCGUUUAUAUUUUGAAACUUUGUCUUCUAUCGGAAGUCUCUACUAUCAACUAUUUUGUAUUAGUAAUUAAAAUUAAGUGUCGUCAAACAUCGGUAACUCAUUGGAUAGUUUUAAAUGUAAUUAAUUAGUAUGCAUAGUGUUCUCGACUUAGAAUUAACAUUUUCUUAGAUAGAACUUAUAAAUAAUGACGGAUAGGAAUCUAUAUGUUUUAAAUUUAACUUAUGUAAGUACCUAUUACCUAUAGUUAGUAAUAGUUAGAAAUAAAAUUUGAUUUGUCUUCGAAUACGUGCUAUGCUUUAAGUUAUACUUGGCCUGAUUGAAUGAAACCCAAUUCAAUUUUUCCAAAAGUGUUUUAUAAAUUUUAGUCUAAAGACUAGCGCGUAGAAAAUCAAUAGUAAUUUGUAUUUUAAGUAAAUUGUAGAUGUAGGGUGCGUUCGCUUUAAAUCCUCGAUUCUCGAUGCUUUCAGCGCUCAAGCUCACAAUUCAAACCUGAGUCUCUCGCUUGCGCUCUAUCACAGUUAGCUACUCAAUACCUAACUUUUAACACUAUGUCACUAGAUUUUAUCAGUCUAGCUUCCUUGGUUUGGAUGGUUGAAAUGGCAGUGUAUAAAUUUGAGGGGAUGGUGCGGCACUCGGGGGUCAUGUCAUUCUUCCCUUCCAGACCGUACAUGCGGACUCCACUGCACCGGGGCGAGAAGGUCCCAAGGGAUACUCCGACUGAACCUGUGUCUGCCACAUGGUAGUCAUAAACCAGACCGGUUUUUCUCUGCGAGAAACAAUUUUAAGCAGCCGUUCUCGUUUGUGAGAACGAUUUGUUUGUUAUUUUAGUUGUAAAUUAAUGCUCUGAUUUAGCUGUAUUGAUUCUUCAAGAGUUUUGCGUAGUGCGUAUGCUUGUCCAUCCAAAACAUUCUUAAAUUCUAUUCGAGUCACUGACAUUUUAAAAUUCGUAAUUAGUCUGAAAGUUCAAAUCUGUCAAACUAAAUUGCGAGACAGUCUGAUAAGUCCUAAGUUUCCAAAGCGAAUGCACCUAUAAGAAACAAAACCUAUUAAGUUUAUAUAAUUUAAGCCUGAUAUAGUAGACAAAUAUAAGUUGUUAGUAUUGUUUUAUUUUAUUGUUAAAAAACUUAAGAUUAGGUUAUAGCUAGGGUGGCCAAGUUACAUUUUAAGAAAUCUGGGAUAACAUAUUUCUAAUUUACCUAUUUUCAUAUCAAAGAUAAAUAAGUACUUAUACAAAGGUGAUAUAAAAAUAAGACCCGUAAGUAUGCCCAUCGUGCUGCCACGAUCAAUAUAAGAAUUUGUAUUAAAACCGUAGCGUCCCGGAAAAUCCGGGAUGAAUGGUCACCCUAUCUAUAGCUGGUGUGUGAUUUUGAAUAUGGUGACUGCAUAUUUUUCAAUACCUGUGAAGUAAUUAAUUUGCAUGUUGAAUGGUUACAGACUAAAGUAGCCAACUUACUAGGUGUUGUUGGAACUGAUGUUCCAGAAUCUGAUCUACGAGAAGCCAUGUCACCUCAUAUAGUAAGCAAAUAAUAUAAGUUUUCAUUAUGUAAAAUCUAAUUUGUAUUUAUACUUUUCAGUUGGGUGUCAAUAAUUAUGCAUUUAUUGUUACUAACAAUGGAUUUAUAGUUACGCAUCCAGAUCUCAGACCUGUGGUGAGUAAAAUUAAAUUUCUAUAAGUUAAUAUUAUAUAAAAUAUGAAAAAUAAAAUAAAUAAGUUUAAUCAAAAUAAAAUUGAAUCCAAAUUUACAAUUACUUUAUAUUUUAAGAGGUCCGAUGCCAGCAUGUUUUUUUAACUUAAAAACAUGCUUAAUAGGAAAAAUGUCUCGUAGAGAGGUCAAAUUUUGUUGAAUUUUUUAUUUUUUUUUGUUAGAAAGUGGAAGGCUUCAAACUUCAUUGAACUCCGUUUUUCAAUAUUUAAAUAUUAUACUUUAUAAUACACAUUUAAAAAAUAUCAAAUUUACACUCUUUUUAAAUAACUUUGUAAACAAUUAUUUGAAAUCAAAUUAAAAAUCGAAGUUCAAUGUGGUUUGUAGAAUGUUUUUAUCUAUUGAUUGAAAUAUCAUGUUUAAAGUGAAUCAUUCCUAUUCCCACUAAGUAAUUUUCGUCCGUUAAAACAGCUGUACUCCUUUCUCUAAAUGGGUAUUAAAUAAUGUAUUUAUGGACAAAUCUUAUAUUUAAGGGAAUCAUUAAAAUACUAUUUUGUUGUUCCAAAUUGUACAAAAUUCGAUUUACUUAAUCUAUAUACCAGUCUAAAAUAAAUACUGUAUAUUCAUAUUUUUAUUCAUGAUAAAUUUGUAAUAUUGCAAGGGAAAAAUUGUUUUCAAUAAAAAUAAAAACUAAAUCAUUAAAUUAACAUAUGUGUGUACAAUUCUUUAAUUUUGUAUUAAUUAUAUUCACCAAUAAACACUUUUAUAGAUAAUGAAACUUUUAUUUAUUCAAAUAAUUAUUAUAAAAGUAAACUAUUUUUUAAAAAAUUAUUGUUUUAGUUUCAAGGUAUUUUAAAGCCAAACUAUAAUAGCAUAGAUCUAACCGAAGUAGAACUCGUUGAAACCGACAAUACUGCAAGGGUUUUCAGUGAAGAAUUACUCAUGGUUAGUAUAAGAAUAAAGUAUAUUAUAGUAGUUACAUAAUUAUUAAUCUUGUGACCAUUAUCGAUUAUCUAUACAUAUAUAUAUAUAUAUAAGUAUAUUAUUAUUAUAUUUUAUUCCAAUAAUAUUAUAAAAUUACUUCCAUUAUCAUUAACCAAAGAAAGGAUACCCUUGGUAUCCUGGGUACGUGUACGGAAAAUAUCUAGGACGGUAUGUGUUUAUCAUAGAAAAUGGGUAUAUCAUCAAAGGACUUUGGUAGAAUGAUGAUUGUUCGGCAUUCAUGUCAUCCAUCGCAGUGGAUGGUGUUGUCACUGGAACGUCUGCGGACACUUGCUCAGCUUUAAGUGUUUGAUUGUCUUCUGAACGAUUGUGUUUGACAGAAACUUCAUUUUGUUGAGCGUCAUUGGUACUAUUUUUUUGAAGGGCUAAUGAUUCGUUUUGUUGUACCACCACUUUGUUAUCAAUCGGAACCACGGGAUUAUCUUUUUUGAGAAAAAUAGUGUUGAUGUUUUUGCAUUCAAUGAUGGGAAAAAUAAUUACAGCAGCUAAUACACAAAUCAUCUACAAUACAUAAAGAAAUGAUGAAUAAUAUUGGCAUAAAUGGUUUACAUUUGAAAAAAAAAGUAUACAACAUACAUAUUUACGUACACAGUAAAUAACAGUACCUAUUGCAUAUAUUUAUAUGGAAGGUAAACAUAAUAAUAUUUUGCUUAUAAAUACAUAUCAUCAGAUUUAAGAAGAUAUUUAAAAUUUAAUUAGGUACAAUAAAUAAUAAUUAAUAGGAUAUUUACUGGGGAUGUCUAAGAAUACUAGAUUCCCCAGAGCCAAAAUAAAAAUCAAAUAAGAUUAAUAUUUCUGGAGUACUGUUAAGUAAUAAUAAAGUACAGCGAAUUUUCGUUUUACUAUUAAGUUUCGAAGAUGUAGCUAAAUAUUUAAUGUGAUAAAGGCAAGCUACCUUUAUAAUCAAGAUUUUAUCUCUCAGAUCACUGUUUAACGGUGGAUUAAAGUUGAGCGAAGAGAUUAUUAAAAUUUAUAUAGGUACAUAUAAUAUUGAAUCUUCUCCUUUUAAAAAUGUCCAGAUAUAUACUAAAAUAUUUAAUUUUAAAAAACUUUUGAAAAAAAAAAACUGAUGCGAAGCUCAAAUUUAUUUUUCAGAUCACUAAGUACAACUUGUAAUGUACUUUUUGUUAAAUUCUCAAGCAUUUCUCUUCAGAUAUAUAAAUUUAAUAACAGAUAUCUACCUAAUAAAAAUACACACAAAAACACAAAAAUAUCCAGUGCCUAAAAAUAACUAUAAUGUUUUUAAAAUGUUAACACAUUAACAAAAGUUCAAUAUACCUAAGUAUUUUAUGAAAACUACAGGUCUCUACAAUAAUUUUUAACUGAAUAACUACAAAAAACUUAAAUGGCGUAUACUUUGCCGUAUUUCUUACGUUUUUCCCCGGAUUUUCAUUAUUUUUAAUUUUUUAACGAAUUUUUGAAUUUAUAAAACAGAUAAAAUUUCGUUUCAGAAAAGAUACUACACUCUAUACAUUUUAGAUAGAAAAUAUGUACACAGAUAGAAAAAAAAAUACAUAUCUUAUAUGAUAUAGUUGAAAAUGAGUCAUUAUAGUAAACUAUAAGUAGUUAGAUAUAGUAAACUAAUAAAUCCUUCGCUACGCUCCAAUGCACCGAAUCUAAAACAUAUAGUAAAACUAAUAAAAUCGAUGGCUAAAAGCCAUCAAUAAGUCACUGUUAUUCAUGGAUAAUUAUUAAGGUAAAAUAUACAAGAUGAUUUAGUUUAUAGCAUUCAUAAACUGAAGAGUGGUCGUGGUCCUUUUUCAUAUGCAGUAUAUUCUGUUGUAUAGUAGGCAUAUUCUGUUGUUUACUAUAUAGUAUAAUAUUGAAAAAAACUAUUCUAAUAUGUUUUCCUUUCAUUUUCAAUCAACAAAAUCGAAAUAAAGGACCCAAGAUAUAAAAAUUACAAUAAAUGUUUAAAUAAAUUACCAUGUCAACUGAAAAAUGUAAAUCAUAUUUGUGGCUUUGUGGUAUGGUAUACAAAUAUCAUAGUUUUUUUACUAAGUAAGAUUUUUUCCGAGAAUAAAACACAUAUUUAUAAAACUAAAAGCAUCGCCAUUAUAUUUAGAAUCUAGAAACACAAUCAGAAACCAUCCUUGAUUUUAAUUGGUAAUGAUCGAAGUUGUAUGGUCGAAACUAGAAAUUGUGAUAAAAAUUGUUUAAUUCAAUAUGUCUGGAUUCCAUCUAUCAAUUAGAUAUCAUUGAUUAAUUUGAAUUCAAAUUUAAGAAAAUAAUAAACACCAAACAAACUGGAUGUAAUAAUGCCCGUAAAAAGGAGUGAUUUUAAACCCAAUUCCCUCAUAGUUUGUAUAUUAUCUACUGCAAGUAAUAAUAGGCAAAUUCAAAUGAAUUAAGUACUCUCUAACAGUUAAAUUCAGUUUUACAUGAAAAACCUGAGCUCUGAACAAUUAUUUUUAAGUUAUUUAUUAUUAUUAUAAACAAUAUAUAUAUAAACAAUAAAAUUAUGAAUAAUUUUUACUUACAACGCUUCGAGUCAUUAUUGAAUAUCAAAUAGUUAUUUUAAUCCCACUGCAGAAUGAGUAUAAUGUGUUUAUUAAAUCCACAGAAGUACAAUGCAGUUGAUAUUUCGAACACAAAUAAUGUUCUCUAAAACUAGGCACCUUCUUAUAUACCCACCUACUUCUUCACUUACCUAUAAUAUUAUUAUGUUAGGAAUAUUUCCAGUUCAUCAUUGUCACGGUCACUAGGGAUUAUCGACUAAAUAUCAUUUGAAUUUAACUAAGCAUAAAAAAUCAAUUUUAUGCAGUUUUUUUUUUUUGUUACGUACCGAAAACUAAAUGUUUUGUCUUUUUUAAUUUGUACAGGUUCGUGAUUAUAUCAUCAAUCAAACAACUGGUGACAAGAACCUUAAUGUGAAAUAUCAUUACGACGAUUUAGUAAAUUUUAAAUAAUUUUUUUUAGUUGAUAUAAAAUCCAUAUUAAUAUUUUUAUUUUAUUAGGCACUAAUUUUCAUUUUAAAUUAUGUUUCUAAAUUAACUUUGACUUUCUGUUUAAUGAGUUAUGAAUUUCAAUGGUUGUGAAAUAAAACUAUAAUAAUUGUGUUAUUCAUUUUUAAAGAGACGCGCGACUACAGCAAAUCGACAUUAUUAUUACUCGGUUGUGGAAGGAACUCCGUUUACAGUUGUGGUUGCUUUACAAGAAAAACACUUUUUGUACAGACUCAAAAUUCCAGAAAAAUUUCAAAAUCUUAAUGCAACAAGUAUUUUUAUAUUUAUUAUUAAUUCAAAAAUAUACAUACACAAUUUAACAAAACUUGUAUUUUACUAGGAUCGUCUCUUAUGGAUUUUUUCAGUGAUAACGAUUGGAGAAUUCAUCCAGAUUGGUAAAUUUAUUUCAAUCUAUACAUUUUUGAAACCUCUGUAUCCUAAUCUUUAAUAUAGAUAAAUUAAUUAAAUGCUGGGGAAAAUGUAGAGUAUGUUUGUGUUUAAUUUUCAAGUGCAGAUUUAGAACGAAUUAGUAAUAGGAAAAUAUAAUAAAAAUAAUCUAGUAAUAUUACAAGAAUAAAAUCUGAAAGGGAACUAUUGCAUUUAAAACAAUUAAGCCACUCUAUUUCCUUUUGGUCGUUCAAAAUUGAAAUAAAUUAAUAAAACUCGCAAGGCAAAUAUAAAAGUCUCAUAAAAUUAUUAUUAUUUAAUGGAUUUCUUAAUUGAGCACCUUUUGAUAAACUUAUGUAAAUCAACUCAUGUUUAUUUUGAUUUGACUCAGAAAUAUUAUUAAUAUAAUAUUUAGACUUUUAAUUUUUAAACCAAACGUUUAAUGUAUUUUACGUACAUUAUUGACUUGUGAGAAAUGAAAUAUUCUACGUAAUUUGUAUUAACCUUUUAAGUGUAAUAGUUCAAAUAGUCAAACUAUUAAUUACAAUAAUUACGCUUUAGAAAAAUUUCAAAUUUAAUAUUUUUCUAAAACUUAAUAAAUACCUAAAUAUCAUAUUUACUAUUUAUGUUGAAAAUUAUAAUUGUUGUAAAAUGCCUCAAUAACUAAUGAAACAUGAUACUUUCAGGCUUUAUUGUAGAUAUGAAUAUGAUCAUAUAAAAUUUAAAACCCGGGAAAAGGAACUUCUACAUUUUUUGAUGCGAAUCAGCCAAAAAAAUAAUAGUUGGAAUAAAUGGCCUCCUCCAAGAUUUUACAGUGAAUCCUACUACUGUAAGUACAUUUAUUUUUAAAAUUUAUUUACGUACCUACCUAAUAAUAUACCACAAAAUAUUAAUACUAAUACUUUCUGUAAAAUUAUUAUGAUUACUAUCAUUUACAAGUUGUAGGCUGAGUUAUCAUUUAUUUUCACAGCAAACGGGACAAAAAAGCCCGAAGAAAAAUUCGAAUGCAAAUGCAAUUGUGAGUUUAGAGUUAAUUUUAUUGCAUGAUCGAGCUUGAUCACUAUGUUUUAUGCAAGUUAAAGAUGUGGGAAAAUAAUAUUUUGUUUGUUUUAUAAAGUAUCAAAACUUAUAAUUUUUUAUACUAAUGAUAGUUCUUACUUAUGUAUAAUAAUAUAAUAACAUGUUAUAAUCAACUUAUAAUAAAUUGAUAUAACCUUUACUAUAACAAAUUUAAAAAUUAACAUCUAAAAUGUUUUACAUUUACAUUUAUAUUUUUGUUGAUUAGUAUCACGCUCAUUUCCAAUUUAUGUAUAAAUCAAAAAACUGGCAAACAAAUAAUUGACGUGACCUAUUGAAAUAUUUUGUGUAUUAUAAAAUAUUUAAACUAGCAAAAAAAAUUAUGAAAAAUACAUUUUUUAAAUUAUUAAGUAGAAUGACUUGAAAAUUAUUUAAUUUAUUAAAUAGGGAAUCAAUCAUCAAUUUCAUUUUUUUCAAUUUUUCAUAUAAUGAGUAUACCCUCUUUAAUGGAUCAUCUUGUAUAUACAGUCAAAUUCACGUAUAACGAUGCCGUAUAUAACCAUAUUCCGGGUAAAACGAUUCCAAUCAAUGUAUUUGGUUGGUUUUAUAUGUUAUGUAUAAUACUUUUAUUCGUAUAUAACGAUAUCGGUUAUAACGAUAAUCCGGAUAUAGAGAUGUUAUUUUAAAACGAAAAUUGGUUUUUAUAAUAACCCAUAGCGAUUAAUAAUAUGCAUGUACAUUGUACGUUGUGUAGUAAAUUUGAUUUCGUCCAAAUCGAUAAUUCUUAAUCUUAUCUGUAACAGAUAAUGUGUCUUAUACGACCGUAUUGUAUACAGAGUACCUACGUUUCUUUGUCGUUUAGUUGCCGUUUUGAUUGCUAUCCGUUUAGACACGAUCCAAAUAAGUUAAAAAUGUCAAAUAAAAGAAUAAAUAAAUAAGCUCUUAUUAAAAUUUAUAUAAAUACCUUGAAUGUUAAAAUAUGUAAUCUUAAAUAAANUACGACCGUAUUGUAUACAGAAUACCUACGUUUCUUAGUCGUUUAGUUGCCGUUUUGAUUGCUAUCCGUUUAGACACGAUCCGAAUAAGUUAAAAAUGUCAAAUAAAAGAAUAGAUAAAUAAACUUUUAUUAAAAUUUAUAUAAAUACCUUGAAUGUUAAAAUAUGUAAUCUUAAAUAAAAUUAAAAAGUAAAAAAUAUGUUUAAUAAAUCAAUUUUUCAAAAAAUCAUGUUACUUUUUAUGAUCCGGAUAUAACGAAGUUCGGUUAUAACGAUCAGAUUCCCUAGGUCCUAGAAGAUCGUUAUAAGCGAAUUUGACUGUAUAUGUUUUAAUAUAAUUAUUAUUUAUUUUUUCGAGUAACUUUACUGGAAUGUAAAAUUGGAUAAUUUAUCAUUAUUUCUAUUAAAUACAUGUAGUAAUUAUAUAAAUAGGUACUAAAUUUUCAUUGUUUUGUUAUAUUUGUAUUGAUAUGCUUAUUAUAAUCAAUUGUUCGAGUAUAACCUUGAAGAAAAAUGAAGGUCAUACAAAAUUACUUUACGAAACCAUUUAUAUAACUAACACAACUACAGUUAAUUGAAAAUGUUUGUAUUUAGAAAAUAUUACACUAAAAAUAAUAUUUAAUUUCUUACAUAUUCUUUAAAAUGUCCAUUAAAAACGUACACAACUCUUUAAUUAAACUCUUAAGUUCUAGUUAUCAAAUAUGUAUAAUUUAAGUAGUUUGUAUUUAGUAAUUUGGAAUAUUUUUUUUAUACCCCAAAAAUAUUAGAUUGUUUUGCCUUUAUCGAAAAAAAUCAAAUCAGUUACAGACACUAUUUAAAAGUUUAAACUUUAUAGUUUAUUAUAAACUUUUAAAUUUAUUUUAAAAAACAAAAUAUUCAGUUCCGUUUUCUUUUUUUUCAAAGUUGUAAGAUAUCAGCAAUAUCUAAAAAUUACAGUUUUUUGCAUUCACUGAUAGAUUCUCAUAAAUUUUGGGUAUUAUAACAAUCAAGCUACAGCUUGAAAUUUGGAACAUAUAUAAUGGUAGUAAGUUUAUACAACGAGAAAAAGAGAGGAAGGAGAUCAAAGUCAAUAGCAACUUCGCGUAUCCCUAAAAAUGAAAUAAAAUAAUCAUGCUUCUCAUCAAUAAAUUAAUUAUGAUUUCGUAUUAUAUAAAUCUUCUGCAUCUUUUCUUUCUGUUAAAUAUUCAAGCAUUUCUGUUCAGUCUAACAAUUUUAUCCACAGAGUACGUAUUGAAUAAAAAUAACCUAUGUAAAAAUUCGAAAAAUUAAAAUAUAUAUAAAUAGCUUAAUUAUGGCUAAAAUGUUUUGAAAAUUGUACCACGUCUAGAAAAGAAAUUUAGACAAAUACAAUCUAAAUUUCAAGAAUCUAUGAAUAUUUUUAAAUAAAUCACAAAAAGAAAAAAUUAAAUUAAAAAUAAUACAUUUCGUAAAUUUUCCCAUUUGCUCUAUGUUUUUUCCAGUUUUUCAAAUUUUUAUGAAAACCCCUUGGAAAAUCAAAAAAAUUACCUCUUUAAUAUACCACCCAGAUAAAAUUUCCUUUCAGAAAAGUUGCUUAAUUUAAUACAUCAAGGCAAGAUUUCUGACAGAAAUUGUGUACAUAGUAUGAAAAAAAAAGAGCUGGGGACGGGUGUAGCCACUUUUGUAGGUGGAAAAUUAAGAAGAUGGGAUACAAAAAUGUAUUUAAUUCAUAUCAGCAUGCAACGAUAAACCAUUGAAUUCGGUAAGAUAUCUUUGGAAAUUCCGUCUUAAAACAAUUAUGGAAAAAAACUGAUGCAUUUAAUUCAAAUUUGUUUUUUAGACCACUUCGGUCGCGCCCUACUUAUCGAAGAAGUUAGUAGAAAAUGCGAGGCAUAUUUUUUUGGUGGGACAGGAUAUAGGUAUAGGACUUUUUAUAACUUCAUGAUAAUAAUAAAUUUUAAUUAAACUAUACUCAAGUACUCGACUUUUGAACUCGACUCGCCUUGAAAAAAUGAAUACCCAACUCAAAUCGACUUGAUUUCAAAAACCAAAACUCGCUCAACUCUAGUCAUUAACAAAGCAAGAACAAAUUAUCACGUUAUCCGACAAACCAGUGUACAUCUCUUAAUUGUCAUCCAUCCCCUUCUUGAGUUAAUUUUUAAAUAUGCUUUACUGCUUUCUCUAUGAUCCCUUUAAAAUAUUUGUAUCUACUUACAAUAUAUAUAAUAUAAUAAAUUUAAUGGUUAGUUUUUAUAAAAUACAGUUUGAUUUUAAAAGGCUUUAUAUAAUAUUUUUAUACUUUGUGUUAUGUACAAUUUUGCUUUAAUAUUGUUCGCUUGAAUUACACCUCAACAAAAUAUAAAUGUUUUGAGUAACCAAUUAAAUAAUUAUUAAAAUAUAAACAUAUUAUAGCAUAUAACAGCAUGGCUUAAAAAAUAACUACUUGAAGACUAGAACAACUACAUACUUAAAUAUUUUACUUUUAGGUGAUAAAGAUCUUAUGCUAAGUUUGAUCUAUGAUGCAAGUAUGACCAAAGGUAUUUUUACUGAAGCCAAAAAUGAAACAAAAAGGCCAAACAAGUGAGUUAUAUAUUAUUAAUUUUAUUGAAUUUUUGCUUGAUUGUUAAAUACACAAAUUAAAAUUUACAGUGCACAAUAGUUAACAAAUUAUUCUAAAUUUUUAUGAAAUAACAUUUAUUUGGUAUUAAUUAAAUUUUUAAAAAUAAUAAUAAAUUUAAAAAUUUGAUUUGAUUCUGUUUUGACUAUAUAGUCCCUAGGUAUUACGAGUAUAUACAUAUACAUUUUUAAAAACAAAUAUUGUAACAAUACCUACUUAAUUUGAAUAAUAAAUUAGUAAGUACCUUUAUUUUAUUAGUGCUAUAUUAAAAUAUAUAAAAUUAGCAAUAAUUACCAAAAAAAUGUUAAAGUAGGUACUAUUAUUAGCUUUAUUAGUUAAUAGGACGCACUAUUUUACUGACCAGACUUAUAUUCCCCCGACCACUUCACUAAAAUUCGGAAAACAUAUUCCUAGUUAUUUAUGUUAUACCUAAAUAUCAGCUUUCCACUGUCAUUACCCUCCCUUUGUGUUGUAAUUAUUAGUACUAGAGUAAAUUGGUUUGUUUUCAAACUUUAAAAUAAUAAUGUUAUCUAUGUAACUACAUCAUUUUGUAUUUGAUAUUUUAAUUUUUAAUUUACAUAAUCAUUUCUUGUUUAAAAGUUAAAAUAAUGAAAAAGCCUACGUCUAAAUUAUGUUCUCUCACCUUUAUAUUUGAUAAAAGUUCAAUUUACUCUAAUAUCAAAAUUUACAGCACAGUUGUUCCUGCUGAUCUCAAAUUGUCUAUGUCUUACAUUUGUAAUCACGUCCUCUUAAUAAAUCAAAUAAAUUAUAAAACUUUCCAUUUUCCGAGGGACUUUAUACACUGUUAAAAUGAUUUUGGCAUGGCUAGUGACUUAGUUUAUAGAUUAUAUUUUAUUGAAAAAAAAGUAAAUUUCGGUUGCUCAUAUCAAUCGUUUUCUAAAGAAGAAAUUACAUUUGCAUUUGGUAUGUUUAAUCUGUAAUAUUCAAAUAAUAGUUUUCUCUUAGAAAGAGUCAUGUUGAUAUAAUAUUCUCUUCGAUUCAAUACAUUUUGUUGAAACUUGAAAAUUGUUUACUCAAAUUGCAUUUACACGAUACUUAUGUCAUUACACAUCGCGAAUAUCUAGGUAGGUCUUGGAUUCUAUCCAAAAUUCAUAUUCUAUUUGGCUACACGUUAUUAUCGUUUCAGCUACCUAAAUAAGUAUUAACUAUUAAAUAAACAAAUUACAAUACAAUGAUAUCUAUAAUCAAAAAAAGCUAAAAAACUUAAAAAAAAAAUAAACACACCACAAUUGUAUUUUUAUUUUUUUAUUAUUACAGAUCAUCUAAGUCCUUAGCUGCUACCAAUACUAAUUUCUUCUACUAUUUUUUCCCGUUAUAUGCAUGAUUUAGGCCCCAUUCCACUCUGAUCUCAAAUCCAUUAUAGCUUUUUUUGGGCGUCGUUCAUAACCACACACUCAUAACCGUUCAAACCCGCACAAAUUCAUAAGUCAUUUCCGCACACUAUUAUUUAGUAGGUAUUCUUAAGGGGUCGACCGUUCAGAACCGUACACUUUUGAUUGACACUUUAAAUUUGGUGGAACAGUAACACAUAUAUUCAUCUAAAAUCAGAUAAUCGUUUAGAACCACACAAUUAAUCCUAAUUGCAAAUUCAUGAAAAUAAAACUUUCAAGAUUGUUCGCAGAUUGCUAUACUACAAGUUUCUCCAAGGCUAUCAAAUUCAUAUGAAAUUAAAUGUAUGCUGUUAAUUUGAAAUAUUGGUAACAAUACAAUCAUUAGUGUACCAAAAAUAUUAAUUUCGUUUUUUUCGAAAAAAUAAAAAUUCCGGGGAUUUAUAUUUGACGUUGCAAUCCUAAAUUGUGUAUUUUUAUGAUGGCGACAAAUGCAGAUAUAAAAGUAUUCAUUAAACAAAAUAAAAAUGAACAUAACCACCAAGAAAUAGAAUAUUUUUAUUAAUAUACCUUCGUAAUAAUAAUAUCUUAAGUAUUAAAAAAUUAAAUGAAAUUAUUUAAUAAAUAAACAAUUAAUAACUAAAUUUAUAAUAAUAUUUUGAGUUUUGGAAUAUAUUUACCCCACACAACGAAAUAUAAAAAAUUCGGUGACGAACCAGUGAUUGGUUAACCUUAACUAUAACAGGCAAAAUGUGUGUGGUAUUAAACGAUAUGAAAUGUGCGGUAUUAAUAAAAGAAAUGUUCGGAAUUGAACGACCUUUUUCUGGAAGUGUGCAGUUAUGAUGACAUAGCCUUUUCUUAUUUAUGUUGUUUACGAAUACUAUUUUGGCUAUACUAUUUUCAGCUCUCCAAACAUGACCUGUCUACAACAAAUUCCAAUCUUACACUUAUCAUAAAUUGAACUAUACCUCCUUUAUUGUACAAUUGUUUCGUUUGAUUUUCGCUUCCGAAUACAAUAUAAUUCAUUACUCUAAUAUUAGGAUGUAGAUAUUUUACACAUAAUUUAAAAAAAAAUUACUGUUGAAAUUGAAAAAUGUACUCAUGGAUUUCCAAUAUGUAAUUGUGUCAAAUAUAUAAUAAUAGAUUAGAUUAGGUUAGAUUAGGUUAUAAUUGUACACUAAUGGAAAGUCUGUUAUUAGAGUAAGUAUAUAAAUAAUUUAAAAUUAUGAGUGGUACUGGAAAGCUAAUAAUUGUCAAUGUGUCCUACAAAUUGUAUCCCAGUCAGAAAACAAGGGGCCUGAGUCAAUGGAAUUAAUUGAUAUUUUCUAUAGUUUCUCCGCACCGCUCCUGAAAGGAGGGUAAUGGUAAUAAAAAUCUGAUUUUGCAUAUAACAUGAUUAUGUACCCACGGUUGAGUCUUUCAAAUGUUUGCCCUGUCGGAAAACGAACAGCUUAUUAAGAAGUUUAUUUAAAUUAUUAGUAUUUAAUAAAAGCUGCUAUUUGAAAACAGAAGUGGUAGUGGUUUCACUACAAAAAAUAACGGUAAUAUAACAUUUUAGAACUGCUUAUUUCUUAAAUUGAAAAAAAAAAGAAAAUGUUGAUAAAAGUAAAUACUUUCCGAUAGUGUCUUAGCGAGGAUUUAUCACAUUGUAUUGUGUAGGAUAAUAUUUUGAGUGGAAUUCGAUUAGACAUAAUAAGUAUUUAAUUGAAAAUUGUAUUAGCUAUUCGUGUUUUUUAACGAAUUUUAUCAUAAACUUGAAUCUUACAUUUACAUCUUAUUCUAAAAAUAAACUACGACAUAACGAUCAAAUUUUUUUUACUACUAAUUACUAAAUAUGGACGGAGGGAGGAGUAAAUCUCUCUUCCUAGAUUUAAAACAAUUUGAAAAAUAAUAUAGUAAAUUACAAUUUUUGUUUGAAAUAUAAAAAUAUAAACUAAUGGUUUAUAUUCCUCCAAAUUUUAGACCAGUUUAGAAACGAGGGUCCCGGGUUGGGGGAUUAAUCGAUACUUUCUACAGAUUUUGCUAAAGGGAAAGUGGAUACCAGUAGGAAGUUGAUUUUUGGAUAUAACGUCGAUCGAUAAUGUCCAUCAAAUUUUAGUUCGGUCAGGGCACGAGAAGACUUGGCCAGAGGCAUUUAGUCUGGUCAGUAAAUUAAACUUUCAAGUUUUUAAUUUUGAAUAAAAUGUACAAAUUACAAUUCACGCAUUGCUCACACGCUUUUAUAUUCAUACAUUAAUUAUUUUUCACGAUAACACAUCGCACUAUUUUCAAUUUUGUGGUAAUGAAGUCCAGCAGAGGUCUUGAUGGGUUUGUUAACGAGGUAAAGUAUUCGUAUGUGUACAUAAAACAAUUUAAAUUUUGAAAUAUAUUUCUAUUUAUAUGUGUUUUUAGAGAGGAAUUUGAAAAAAGGUUUGGAGUGAGGUUAGCCUUCGUCGCUACUCAUAGUGGUCUCACUCGAUGGAUGGACUUUGAAGACAAGUCAAAGACGCCACACGAAACCGAUCAAACGUAAAAUAACAUUUAAAUUUUGUUUAAAAUUUUAACAUAAUAAUAAUUUCAAUUAUUACAUUCUAAAAAUAUAGGCAUUUUAUUGAAGACAAUAUUUAUUCUAUUGAAGAAGUUUGGUAUAAAAGAGCUGUUGAAUAUAAUAUGGAAAAUAAUGAGAGUUAUGUGUAUUCUGUCCCGUUUGAAAAUGGCAAGUUUAUUUUUUAUUUUAAUCUAACUUAACCUUCCAAUUCUCAAUAUUGGUCGAUAUACGAUAUUGACUUAUGUUAAUACUCACCACUACUUAUAUUAUUAAUCCCAAAAUUAAAAUCAAAUUAGUUUUUUAACUAUAGAAAAAACAACAUAUAUUAUUUGUACAUCUUGUUUAAGCCGCGAAAAUUUAUGUAAUUAUAAUUACAUUAUUUUCUAAUUAAUUCAUUACCUAUAAUAAUAAUUAUAUAUAAUCUCUUUUAUUAUAUAGGUACUAUUAAAAUUGUCUUUAAUUAUAAUAAAAUCUAUCCUAUUAUCUUGUUUUGUAAAUUACUUGUUCCAAAAUUGCAUCAUGUAUACUAGACUACAUUAUAGAACUCGCGUAACGCUUGUAAGGUGGCUAUUAUUUUAGACUUUAACACAAAUAUAAAGUAACUAGAUAACUCAUUAAAAUGUCCAUGUUAUUUAAACGUAAAACUUUGAAUCAAUUCCGAUACUGGUUUAAUAUUGAGAUAUAGCUAUGAAAUAUCGAGGGGAUUUUUUUCAGCUUAUAAAACAGAACAAUUAUGUUUAAGUCAAAAAUAACGGUCACUCUAGGGCUUAUAGCUCUGGCUAAUAAUUGAAGCAUAAAUCUCAAUUUUUUUUCUUUAUUAUUCAAAAUAAUUUUUAAUAAGUAAACAAAAAUACCAUUUUAUAUUUUAUCUUCAUAAAAACUAAUUAAAUUCGUUCUUGGGAACUCUAGGAGAACCUUUAAUACAUCCAUUAGUGACAGCAAGUCAAGCAGUUUUUGUUGGUAAAGACAAUAAAAAAGCUGCAGCUGCAGUUGUUGGUUAUCAGUUCAGACACAAAGCUCUUCAAGAAUUGUUUUUGAAUAUAACAAGCCAGGUUUCUUGAUGAUAUAUUAUAAUAGUUGUGCAAAUUAUUAACAUAAUUGAUUUAAAUUAAUUAUUUUAGUGUUAUGAGGAAGCCGGUUGUAAUAUAGUAAACGAUACUUGCCUAAACACAGAUCUACAUUGUUAUAUACUCGAUAAUAACGGUUACAUAAUUGCAUCAGAAAACUCUAAAGAAACCGGUCGUUUCUUUGGUAGAGUCAAGGGAUCAAUUAUGAAUAUGAUGGUAGAACAAAAUAUUUACAAAAAGAUAACAAUAUUCGAUUAUCAAGGUGUGUGUUUUCAACGAGAAGACAACAGCGAUGCAAAUAGUUCAUCAUUUUUGUUUACUGUAAGUACCUAUUACCUACUAAUUUUAAAUAGGUACUUAUUUAAAUAUUUUAUAUUGUUUUAUUUUUAAUGUUUUACUACGAAUACGGUGUGAAUAAUAGGGUUAGAAAAAUGACUAUUGUAUGGUUCUCAUUAUAUUUAAAUAUAAAAAGACGGACAUACUUCGCACGUGGAUUGACUGUUGUAGGUGAGAAGUUGGCAAGGUACCUAAUAGGAGGGAAAUUUAAUGUGUAUGUAAAGUAAGCAACGAUAAACCAUUGCUAACGAAAAACAAUUCUGUGCGGAAUUUAGUUGAUAAUGAAUGUUGCUUUAUCAAUAAUAUAUUAUGUAUACCUAUGUCAUAUCAUGGUAAAAUAAUUGCAUAUGCAUUAAAUAUUUGUUUAAUAUUGAGUCUACUUUUCCGUUUUUCCUACAUUUUUUUCAUUUAUUGGGAAAAUCAAAAUAAAGACCUGCUUAAAAUACGACUCCAGUCAAAUUUCCUUUCAAAAAAGUGCAUUGUAAAUCAGAGCAAAAUUGCUGGUAAAAAUGUUGUUCACAGAUAAGAAAAAAAAAAUUUAAAAAAUAAAUAUCAUUGUAAAACAAAUACAUUCCUCGCUCCACUCAGAAUCUAAAACAUAAUUACCUAUUACCCUAUCUAUUCAAAAAGGUCAAAUCAGGUAUUUUUUUUAUUUUUAUGAGAUUAACUAAAAUUUAAUGUAAUUUUAAUAUAAAUAUGAAACCUAUAUAUUGAGUACAUAUCUGGUCAAAAUAAAUAGUUAACUCGUCAUGAAUCCUGGACGAAAAGUCCUAAGACAAAAGGUCCAUGAAUAAAAUGUCCGGACUCAUUUUUUAUUGAUGGACAAAAAGUCCGAGCACAUUUUUACAUUCUACAAUAAUAACAAUAAUUUAAAAUAAGUUACAUUUUGAAAAAUGUUCAAUAUAGAUAUUGAUCACUCUACAAUAAUAAAAAUAAUAACAAUUUUCAGAUUACCAUUGGAAGUUACUAAAAUAGACGGACUGUAUUUUUUGGAAAUUUUUUUUGAACUUUUCCACCGAAUACUCGAAACAAGUUUAUAAUAAACCAUAAGUUUAUUAAUAUCCAUUAAAAACAAUUUUAUUUAUUUUCUUUAUAUGGUAUAAAUAUACUUGAAAAAUAAUUGAUUUAUUAGAUGUAGAUUUAUCUAAAUUGUGUGUAAAAGUGAUAAUAAUAAAAAAAUUAAUUUUUUGUUUUUCGGAUUUUUUGUCUGACAAUAAAAAAAAAACGAGUCCGGACUUUUAUAGUAGUAUUUAAAGCAGAAUACCUCAGAAACUUUUCGUUCAAAUUUCGAUUUAAAUAUAUAUUGACAUUUUCAGAAAUCUGAUUAACAAGUUGUAUUGAAACAUAUAAAUUCUCAUUUGAAAAACUAAAUUUGAUAUUAGUGCAAGUUACUGUUUAAGUGUUUUAAACCAUCUAAGUAUCUCGAAAUAUAGUCUUUCACUACGUACUCUUAAAAAUUCCAAAUAUCAGAAUUUGAAUUUAUGUGUAAUUUAAAAAGCAAAUGAGAUGAAACAUAUUUAAAAAAAUUACCUUGUAUUUUAUUAUAGAUGUUUAAGAAAAAUGAAUUAAUGGGGGGAUAUGUACCAUUUACCCUCCCUGAAUUGGUGGUUGAUUUAUUUUUUGACAUAUGCAAAUUUAUACACAUAUAAAAUAAAAAAAUUUCAAUAGUUUACUUUUCAUAAGUUGAGUAAAUAUAUUUUUAAAAAAAAAAAAACAUUAAAAACGAAUAGCUAAUAGGUACCUAAUUUACAUAAUCCAGUUAUUUUUUUGUUUGCCCUCACUUAAGAUGAAACAAAUGGUUUUUCUGUUCAAUUAUAGAGACAUUAAUAACAAAAUAAUAAUUAUUAAUUAUGUAAACUCUGAAAUUAUUGUUUUAGCCAAUACACCAUUUCAAAAAUUUAAUAGGAUGGUUAAUAGGACGUGUGUUAUGGUUGGCUGCUAAUUCUAAUUUUCAGUGGAUGGUGUCUCAGGCUCAAGCCAUAUUUGAAAGCAGUUUAGUAUAAUUAUAUUUUUAAUUUUAAUAAUUAUUACCUAAAUGUCUCAUUUUAUGUCAUAAUAUUGUGGUUUUUAGCAUCAGACUAUCAAGAUGACGAAGAAGUAAAUAAUAACAAGUAUGUAGGAACUCAAAGUAAUUCUAAGUUAGAAGGUGAAGCAGCAUUAAGAUACGUAAUGAUAAACCGUACUCGUCCAAAAACUUGUGACCGUGUAGUUGAUUUGUACACACUAAUUUUGAAUACGCUAGAUAAUAUCGACCGCAAAAAUUCAUGUCAUAUGUAAAUUAUAUUAUACAUGUUUAAAAUACACUGUUUGCACAUAUUAUGUUUUUAUAUCAUUUAUUACAGACCUUUUGAAGUGCGUAAAAUAAUGAAUACCAAUUUAAUUUUAUUGGUUGUUAAUGAUAGAUGCAUGACCGACAAAUUAAAGAAUAUCAAUUUUGAUACAGUGCCACAAGAAGUAGUCACUUAUGAAAACUUUAAUAAUUCGUUGAGUUGUCAUAAAGCAUCUAACAGGUUGCCACGAUGUAGACCUAAAACUGCUUGCAUAAAAACACAUCCUGAUGUAAGUAGAACUUUUUAAUUAUUAUAAACAAUGAAAAGCUAUAAAAAAUUGAAUUUAUCAAUACUUAACCUAAUUUUUAAUUUGUUUUGUUUUUCAGGAGCAUCUAAUUUAUGAAAAAAAAUGUGGCAAGGGUACAAUAAUUACGCCAUCAUUAUUCAUUUUUUUUUAUAUGUUCAAUUUUAUAUGGUUUUUAUAAUUUUUUAUUUUUAAAUCAAAAUUUCAAACCUCCUACUUAUGUUUCGAUAAUUACUUGUAAUAAUUAUUUAUUUUAAAUUAAAUGUUUUGUCUAUUGCGUCUAUUAAAAUUUAACAUGUGUUACAAACAUUUAUUAUUAUAAUCAAUUCAAAAUAUUAUCAUUCAACAAUAUAUUUAAUUUAAUAUUCUAUUAAUCAGAAUAUUAGAUUAUAAUAUAAAAUAGGAACUUAAACAUCAGAGGCGUACAUUGUGGUAACAAUAUAAUAUGUAAAAUUCAGUUAUUGUUUAGAACAUUUAAUAUAAUGUUUUUAUUAACACAAUGUAUAAUCUAUCUAAAGAUUUUAUUUACAAUUAUAACUAUGAUCUAAGACUUAUACUUCUAAAUUAAACUAAAAACUAAUAUUUAUGUACACUGAAUACCAAUUAAAACUUCAGAAGAAUUUAGUCCAAUUUACAACACUUCCUAAGACAAUAACUUAUUAAAUUAUUCAUUAGAAAUAUCAUACAUUUUUAUAUAUAUAAUAUUCUAAUUAACCCUAUAUUAUGUGCGUAGGUGACAGUUAUUACCCAAUCUAUGAAAAAAUUGUCCAAGUAUUAAAUAUUUUAUUCUAACCAUAAGUUUGUAAAUGAAAUAAUUAUUUAAAUAAAUAUGCAAAUAUUUAGUAAUAAUAAAAAGUAAUAAAUGUUAACUAUUUCAACUCUUAAUUAAUAAUUUAGUGGCAAUUAACGGUAAGUAGCUGAAAUAACUUUUGUUCUGUUCAAUAUUUUAAAGUUUUUUCCUUGUUAUUACUAGAACAUUGUGUUAUGAUUCUUUUAUUUGUAUUUUUUUUUUUUUUUAAAUUAACGUUCAAAAUAUAAAAUAUAUUUUAAAACAAAAUUUUGGUAUAACAAAUAUUUACUAAUAAUAAAUCAUUCAUUUUUCACAAUUUGUUGAAAUGUACAAUAAUUUUAAUUGUUUUUAUUGCCAUUUGCCACUUCCUAAAUUAAGGCCUUUGCUUAAGAAUGUGUGGUCCAAGUUCGCUAGCUUAUCUCACUCUCAUGAUAGUCAACCAACCAGUUUUAUAUUGGUUAAUAGCCUUCAUAAAACAAAAACAUAAUGACAUGAAGAAUUAGAUCUACGCACACAAAACAAAGAAAUAGACAUCAUAAUCUCAUACUUAAAUGGUGUUCUAUGUGUACAAAAAACUUGUUAAAAAACUCAAAUCCCGUUCACAGGUUUAAUUGCAGAUUCCCAUAAACACCUGAACUUGAAAUGUAAUUUAAGUUCUUUUGGUUUCUAUCAAAACUUGUCAAAUAAAAUUGUUCAAGGUGUUUUAUUCCUAAUAUCUACAUUUCGUAAAUUUUCCUGUUUUCCUCUAUUUUUUCCUAUUUAAAAAUCAAAGGAAUAUUAAAAAAGUACCUAACCCCAGUCAAGAUUUCUUUUCCGAAAAAAUGGUAUCAUUAUAAAUUGAAAAAAAAUUAAUGGUAGAAAUGUUGUCCACAGGAAAAAAAAAAAAUAAACAAAUAUAUCAUUGUAAAACCAAUACUUCGCUUAGAAUCUAAAAUAAUAUGAAAAAUAUAAAGAAAAGGAAUCAUGGCCAACACUUAAGAAAUUAUUUUAAGAAAAAACACUAAUAUAUUGAUCAGAAGAAGUUAUUUCAAAUGUCAGAUCUUCUAGGAAUCUAAAUGCACCUAUAUACAAAUCUUAACUCAUACAAUACUCUGUUAUUACUAAAUAUUCUUAUAUUUAUUUAAAUUAUAAUUAUUUUAAAAAAAAUAAUUCUAGUUCAAUUUUCAUUUUAUACAAGUUAAAGAGCAUUUAUAUUUUUUCAGAAAUACUUUCAAUAAACUCAUUUAAUAGUAUUUCAUUUGAUCUUUCUUGCAAUUUAUUGAUUAUGUUAUCCAAAUAUUCUCCACCUUCUAAAAAGACCAAUAAGUUGUGAAAAUUUUGACAUAAACGAUGAUCUGUGAUACGAUUUUGAUUGAAAUUAUAUGUUCUAAUUUUUUCUGAUCUAGCACUAGAACCAACCUGAUUAAAUGGAACAUAUUAAAUUUGGUUAAAACAGUUGAUUCAAUAUAAUAUUUACCUGUUGUUUCCGGGCAGACUUGGUGAACAAUUGUUGUUCUUUAAGUUGCCUUUGAUAAAUUAUCACUCUUAAUUUUUGUAAAGCUAUUUUUCUAUUUUUAAUUUGUGACCUGUCUGUUUGACAUUCAACUACAACACCUGAUAAUACAAUAUACAUUUUGAAAACAUGAUUACUAAGUAGCAAGUACUUGGGAAAAAUAAUUAUAUUUAUAUGAGAUAUAUAACCUGUUGGUUUAUGGUGCAUUCUAACCGCACUAUCAGUUUUGUUGACAUGUUGGCCACCUGCUCCACUUGCUCGCUUAGUUUCUAUAACCAAAUCUCUAUCAUUAAUCACAACUUCUAGCUAAAAUUAA